AUGUAUUUUAACCGGAGAGCCAAGAAGAUACACAGCGAGGGAGGUUAGCCUUUUCAGACACUCUUAUUUAAUCGUUUCUCAAUCGCUGAUUUAUUCAUGACCUGUCACUGAAAAAUCGUGUUUAUCCAUGUGUUCAUCAAGGCCGCUUUAUCCCCCCCAUGGAGACUGUAGCGGCCUGUGUAUGAUAGUGCGUAUUUGAUAUGUGCUUGGCAUAAUAACGGGGAUCCGUAUUGUCACUGCGGCAUGCAUGUGGGGUGACUUGACGUGCCGGUGUUUAUCCCCUAGCCUCGCUCGUUUUUUGGCACCGGUAGGGUAUGCAAGGACAAGCAGACUGCAGGUGCCAGUUGGAGGCAGCGCCGCCUGUCCUCUGUUUGUGUACACAUGAACAUCAAGUUAAAAUGACAUAUUGAUUCAUGAUAGGACAAAUGUUGUGACUCUGAAUGGAGUGGACUGUGUAUCAUUCGGUAUUGUAUAAUAUUGAUAUAUAUAUAAUAUAUAUAUAUAUAAUAUUUAAAACCUUCUUGAAGGAUGACAUGUGAGCAACUCUACAUAUAUGUAGUUUCAUCUCUAAGUUUUGUAAGUUAUUUGUUAUUGUAAAUAUCUGACCCAAGCCCCCAUAUAUCGGUCGAGAAACGGAACAGCCUAUUACCUGGACGACUUAAAAACCACGUGACCGUCUACAGCUUCACUACACUUAAUUAUGAGCCUGUCAAGAAAAGUAUAUUCUUAAGUCCCAUCUGUAUCUAGAGUCUGUAAUUCCAUCUAAGCAUUAUUUCUUAACCUAUAUUUGUUAAGUCUUUAAAUUCAAUAAACUCUCAUAUAGUGAGAGCAUGAAUGCCAUUUAGGGAGCUGGAGAGAGGAUGAGGGCGUUACAACAUGAUGCUGCAUUGGAUGAUUUCACCCUGACAUGACAUAGGAGUAGAUUGUACCGGAAGAGAGUAGCAUGUGUUUGGCCCAUCUAGUGGUAUUUGAUAGUGACUGCCACAUACUGUUGAGCUGCUUUGCUGUUGUGUGUGAAUGUUUGUGGUUGCGCGCCUCAUGCAGCUUCCAGAAAUAGAAAGCAGGGCAAACUGUGAGCAGAGAUGAGCGCCAACUGGGCUGCGUUGUCUUUAGGCUUGUGCUUCCCGGCUAUUUGUUUGUUGUUAAAGUAAUUCUGAUGUAGAAUUUUCAACUCUGAGGCAGCACAUUUAUCCCUGAACAUUUAAAAGUUGAAGGGGUUUAACUAUGAUUUAAGAAUGUAGAAUAAAUACAAAGAAGUGCAUAGCUCUAUCAUGUAUCCAUGUCUUUUGUUGAGACACUACUCUUGAGACACUGACUUAGCCAUGUGGCAAAGCUUCAAUUAUGAGCUUCAGUAGUUAUCCUCUUGUGGGGCUUGCUGGAACUUUAGUGGACACUUUGGUGCUUCAUGGGGUUUAAAAGUUAUAACAGUGUUUGCUAUUGUUGUAUUUAAAGCAUAUAGGGGUUGUGAAGCUGUACUAUAGUGUGGGAGUCCGUCAGUGUGUACAUGUGUGUUCCCGUCGGGCUUCUUCAUGUUGCCUUUGCUGUAAUCUCUUGGAGCUUGACCUCUUGAUUCUUUGCUCCAAUUAGUGGGCUGCAACAUCCCUGGAUGACGUCUGCAGCUGACAAUCUGUCACAUUCACUCACAUACUCCCAGACACAUUCAUGCACACAAUUAUUAGUUUCUUAUUUUUGAUGUCAAGUACGGAGUGAUUCAGACUCUUACAAACAUUCACGUCCUUUUCAGGUUUCUUAAUGCAACUUCUUACACUUGAAAGCACAGAUAGGAUGAGAAAAAUAUCCUUAGGGCUCAAGCGAAGACAUAAGUGAGUUGGAAGGUUGUCUUGAAUUUCACACAAGGUUUACAUUUUAGUAUGUGGACACUUCUUAUUUGAGGAGUUCAGUGUGUCUGCUGUCAUAUAGCUGAAUGUCAAGAAUACAUCUGUUUUUGGGAGAUAAUGACCGCUCCUCAUGGCUGCCUAGCGACUAAAGAUGCUUUUAUGGAGAUAGCAAGAGGCCUGAUAAAUAGCAGCAACAAAGCACUUACAUAGGCUGAACAUAGGGGGGCGCUCCGGGGCAAGCAACAAACUCCAUCUCUGUGUGCAGCUCUCUGGGUGUACAUUUUCAUUUGUAGGCAUGACUGUCAACUCACUGAUGAUGUUUCCAGUUUCAGGCACAUUCAAACACAUUUACAGUUCAAAUUAUUGACACAUAGAUGUGUUGUGUGCCGUAUGUGUUUAUUGACUUGUUGUCUUGUGUGUGUUGUUUUCUCUUGCCCGGCCCCUCUGGUGCCCACAGAGCAGUUAGUGUUGACCACCAUUAGGCAGGAGGCUUCUGAACUGCAGGACCCAGGCCAGGGCGCCAGCGCUACCAUGCGUGCCUGCCUCACAGACAGGUUUGACAAAAGUGAGUUUGCUCGAAUUAGACUGGAUUGACGCCCCAUUUGUGUACAGAGUCCUGAGGUGCAUGUGGCCAUGCGCAGCAGCUAGAAGCAGGUGUCUCCCAACCCCUGGCCCUCAAGAGCUACAAUGUUUAGUUUCUUACAAGAGAGAGUCUCUGGUUCUUGUCAGAAAAAGGUGAAGACAUGAUCUCCCUGCUGUGGACCCUGAAAAAUGUCACCUGUAGCUCCUUGGGGCCUGGAGUCGUGAAUGCUAAACAGGAUUUAACCCUCUCACUGCAUGUGCUUGUAGAAAGCAGGAUGAUGACCUGUGUAAGACCAUGCUGAAGAAGGCAGACAGAUAAUGCAUCAGGGUCAGAUUUUCAAUAUGUAAACAUUUGCAUGCUUCAGAACACACCACAUGCAUGUUUGGACAUGGCAUGCUUUACAAAGCAUGCACAUGGUCACUUCUGCAUGCAUGUAUGAGACAUAAGUGGUGAGCUGGAUUUACAUAAGGAGGGUUUGAACAUACAUGGCAUCUGUUUUAUUCUCUGACACUCAAAUGCCAAUGUGAUACCUGUUGUACUGCUGUAUUCCAGAUUGCGAGUUGUAUAAACAUAGUGAACCUGGCAAACUGUUUAGGUUUCACCACCUGAUAAAGGACACUGAAAAUCCAAAGGGACACUCUGCCACAUUUCAAGUUAGAAUUGCAUAUUUGUUCGUUACCGCCAGCAACAGCUCACUUAAAAUUCAACCACCCCCUACUGGCUACUAGAGUCAUAUUCUGCCAUACGAUAAAAAGGAAAGUCCUAAAGUCCAGGUAAUGAUACUCUUAGCUAAGAGUUUCUGCUUUUCCUGUUUUCUGAUGUUUUAAUGAUGUUCCAAAUUGUUAGCUUAACCUAUCUAGUUUGAAAGCUACCAACCUUACACUAUGAUGGCUAAUAGGAAUGGUAGCUUGGAAGUUUUCUACUGAAUUAUGUAAGAGACUUGAAAAUUGGCCUCCAGUCUCUUCAUAUUUACCCACUGAUCGUGGCAAUAGCUGAUGAUUAAUCUGGAAGCAGUAUGACGAGUAGUUCUUUUUUUUUCUACACUGACGCAAGUUGCAACCUGGAAAGGCAGGAAAAGAUGAGGUUGUUUGCUCCCCCAUCCCAAGCAUGAUGUCUGAGGAAAGUAGCUGCCAUGGGAAAAAGGCUAAAAGGAGUAGCUGCAUGUUGGGGCCUUGCAUCUUUUCAAACAUCAAGGAUUAUAGUCAUGUGUGAGAGAGAGCGUCCAUAAUGCAUUGUCAAUGUGUAUGAGUGAUCAAGCAGAUAGAGUUAUUAGAUGGUCAAUGUGUCUGUAUGUGUGUGUGGCCGCCUGUGUAAUACAUACAUGAGUUAUGUGCGUUUGUGCGUCCAUUGCAGUCUCACCUGUAGGAUUACCCGGUUAUGGAUUAGAGCAGGUGAAGUUGCAGAGCAGACACAGAGGGGAUUAUCAUGCUUGCUCUCUCGGCUCGUAAGAGGCUUUCUAGCCUUCCUUCGUUCUGUGUUACAGUGGCACAUGGGCCAAUUUGGAGCACAUGAGACUCGGUCUAAGACCUGAGAAUAGGGCCUGCGGGUCACCAAGGAGACCGGUACAGCCAUGGGACGCAGGGGUCAACCAAGCAGAAGGCACUCUGUUGGUAAUGCUUUCGUAAGAAUCUGCAAGAUUGUUAGCUUGUUGUUGUUUUUUUUAAAUUGAAUUCAAAGUUAGUGAGGCUGUGUUUCAGAGACGUGUUUGGGUCAAGAACAUCCUGACAGGGCCUGUGGCUGUUAGAAGAAAUGAAAUCUUGGGACCUUGCUGAUCUAAGGCUUUGACUUUAACUUUGCGGCCAUGUUGCUGUGAGAGGAAGACAAACUGUGCUGGAAUGAAAUAUGCUGAGUUUAUGCAUAUUAUACUAGGAUGUGUCAUGCACAUUUGGGGGCUCAAGUGGAAUUGCAUCUAAAUGUUUUGACAGUUUUUCAGAAAAUAAAAAUAUUGAAACAGCCAGAGUAGAUGUCCUCAGUGUAACUUGUGGGGGCGGGAUUGCUUCGACAGCUGGGGAUAAUUGUAGCUAUUCUACUUUAACGGCUGGUAUGAUUAGUUGCUAUUUCCAUACUAGAUAAUGUCAUCUCUGGGCUUUGUGUUUUGAAGCUGUAUCUAUUUUAAACGUGAUUUCAAUUAAACCUGUAAGCAACUAAGGCUGAGACAUCUGAGCCAUUUAACACACAAUACUGACAGCUGUACUAAUAGACACAGUCACUGAGGGAGACAGCAUGACAGCGGCUGAUAUGUGAGUGGGUUCUUGAUUGAGGCGGCACUGAAGCAUGAUGUCUGGUGAAGUAUGUUUUGCCAUACUGGAAAAUGUAGAUGAAUUAUGCAGCCUGGUGCUAAUCCAUUAUUCAGUAGCCUGGCUUGCUUUUUAUCAGUGAAAGUUUGGCUCCAGGCCAGGGCAGUUUGGGCUCAAUCCCAAAAGCAAAGGUAAUACUCCAUAUUGAGAUGUUAUGAAGCUCAGAUGACUGACAUCCUCAUCGAAUAUCAACCAUUACGGAUUUAAGUGCCUGCAUUGAUGUGCUAACUAGAACAGGUGGUUUUAUCUAAAACAGUUUGACUUUACGAGCUUCUAACAUCAAAAUUUAUAGAGAUGGAUAGUACAAGUACAAGGUGACAUGUCUUGUUCAAGCCUAAUGUUUGUAGCAGAGUAUUCAGAGUGUUUUCUGGGAUGCGUCAGUGCAGCCUUACCUUGUCUGGCUGCAGAUUUCAUGCACGGUGUGUACCUGUUUGGCCUAGGUGCUUCAUGUGUAAUUGACCUGGCUGUGCUCUGUUGGGGUUUGCUGCUGACUCAUCGGUGGUGCAUCAGUAAUGAGCUACGGAGGUGACUGCGCCUGUACUCCAUCAGAGAUGAGUAACUGAGGCAUUGAUCUCUCUAGAAAUGAAUCAGAGCUGAAGUGGGCUGCUGAGAAAGCCGUUAUUGAUCUGCUUUGGAAAAGGUAGAGUGUGGAGAGGUUGAAAGGUUGAGGUAAAAGGGUGAAGAAAUAAGCAACAAGGGAGAAAGAAAGGCUUACAGAAAGGGUUCAAGAUGACAUUAGCGGUAAUAAUGUACUUUGGCCUCCUCUACCUUUAACCUUGUAUCAUCCUUAAUCAUAUCCUAACAAUCUCAGGUUAUCUGGACUGACCCCAGGGCUGUUUGCACUGCUGAGCUUUGAAUUUGACUUACAGCCCUGGUAGGUCCGGGGGUAAUAGCCUGGUCACUGAUAUAGAGAUGAGAGAUAGGCUGCUUAUUAUCAUUCUGCUUGGACAGACUUUGACCUGAGCUCCCAGCCUUGAGCAGAGACUCUGGUGCUGGUGUGGAAUAGCAGUGAACUGAGCCCUUAAAAUUUCAAGGAAAUUGCCUUUUCAAAAGUAGACUGGCGGUGACGUUUAUUGCCUUAACUAAAGAAUUGCCUCCCCACCAAGUUACCCUCAGUUGCACUCCUAAAACGAUGCAAACACACAGUUUAGUAUUUCUUUUAAAGGAAAACAGAAGAAACAGAUGUGUAGAUAUCGGGUGGAUAAGUGUGUCUGGCUUAUGUCUGGGUCAUUUUACAAUUCCUUGCCUAUUUUAGCCCAACAGCUUUAGUGGAAUAUAAUGAUGUUUUAAUAAGUUUGGUCAUUGAUGAGGGGAGAGGACUGUCCAUCCACUGUAGGAAUGUGGUGCUUCAGAAAUAGACUCUCAGGAGUGAGGAAAUUCAAUCUGCCAAUGCCUGGCAGUGCUUUUUCUUUCCUAAAUUAUUCAUGUAAUUAGGCUGUUGUUGUUUUCGCCUACAGGCGAACCUACGGACAGUCACCACAAACUUAUUUUAGAAUUAAUAUACACUAACAUUACAAUUAAGACGGUUUAAUUGUGUACUGUUGGACAAAUUAAAGAAUGUUUUGGGCACAACACACCCGUGUUAACAUCUUAAAUAGUUUAAUAAUGGAUUUUAGGAGUAGGUUAGUUUACCUGGUGUGUAACAGAAUGAACUAUCCUGCACAGCUGGGGUUUCAGAGACUCAUGGACAUAGCGGUGUGCAAACUAACGAGAAAGACGUGAAGUGCAGAAACUUGAAGCCGGUGGUCAUUACUGUUGCACUGACAUCACAGACGAGAGGAAGUGACAUGGAGUGAUCUCCUGAUGGAUGGUUGCCCCAGGCUUGUCAUUCGACCCAUCUGAGUCCAGCACAACCUCAAGGCGAUAUGAGGCGUCUGGCCCUUUAAAAGCGGAGCCCCGGCUUUGCCCCUCCGCGGCACUGAAGGAGCUCCAUAUGGCUUCCUCCUCUUGUUGUCUGGACUGGCAGCAGCAGCGUGUGUCGCUCAGCAUCAAGCUGGAGGGGGGAGAUCUUCCAAACCGAGCCAGAUAAAAAAAAGGCUUCCCGGGGCGGCAGGUGGCCAGAUGACACUACAGUGGAGCUUGGCGGUCCAGUAUCUUUUACCGGAACCGGGAGUUUCCUCUUCAGCAAGGCCGAAGAAGGGGAGAGGAGGCACGGGCGCGCUGCUGCAUCUGUCCUCGCCCAGGUUUGCCGUUGUUACACCAGCUGAGUAAACUGUGGCGUCCAGCCCUGUUUGCACUGCUCUCACUUCCCCACAGUGCCCUUGCAGAACCACACAUAUGAUCCAGUUAUUAGACGCACUCGAGGGUGUAGAGAGCCCUUCUCCUGGCGCUCAUGCGGGGGUGAAUGAGCGGAGAUCACGACGCGUAGAAAUGGUUGAAGAUGACAAAGAGAGAGCCUGCAGAAGACGCGUGUUGCGUCCUCUUCUCUCACUUCUUCUCUCUCUCUUUUUUAACCCGGGGUUAGUUUGUUCCUGUAGCAGUGUGCAGCGGCUCUUCUCUGUGUUACAUGUGCAGAAGUUGACGUGCUGAUGAUAAAACAGACGAUCCCGGUGUGUUUGUUCGCCAUUGUGCAUCCCUCAGCACAUCCAUUAUACGCGGGGGGUCCCGUGGGCGUCGCGAAACGCGCGUGUGUGCAUUGACGGUACCUGCAUAAUAAUACUGACAGACAAGGGGGCUGUUUAUACCGGGAAACGUCAUUGAAUCGACCUCGCCGGCUUCAGCAUACAUCAGCAUACAGUAGUCUCUAGUACUAAUUGGUCGCCUUCGCUUUUGAACUGUAAACCACGUCUCCCGUCUAUGUUUCUGUUCCACUCCCUCCCUCCCCUCUCUCUCUUUCUCUUUCUCUCUCUCUCACUCUAUCUCUGUCUCGCUGUCUCUCACUCACAUUCACUCAGCCUCGCCUCUCUCCCAUCAAUCCAACGGUGCAGGACCUGCUUGCUCGUCCGCCGGUUACCGCAAGGCAGAUGAUGAGAUGUCCGGGACCACUUCCCAGGCGGAUCCCAUAGACGCCUCGGCGCGGACGGUGCUACUCAACCGGCCACAGGUGACCAAGUUCUGCGACAACCACGUCAGGUAGGCGCUCACCUGGGCUUUUACUCUUUGCAUGUUGGUUUUAUGUUUUCUGGCUUGUGUGUGCACGUUUUUUGUUAAACCACUGGGUAAGUUAAAUAUUAGCCUACAUGAUUAACAAGCAGCAGAAAGAUAGUAGGUUAAAGUGCAACAGAUCUACUUUAAUGACAGAGAGAUAAGACUUCUGAAACCCUGCACCACUUUAUCCGAUACUUUUUGAUUAUUUGAAGUUGAUUAUGAAGUUGUAAAGCUCACCCUGACUUCUUCCCUGAAAUCUUUUCACUGAGGGUCAGAGUUCGGGGUGGGAUUGUUGGUAUUUAAUGCCUGACAGAGAGGUAUGUGAAUGUUUGCUGAAAGAAGCUCUUUACUCAUGUCUUUGGAGUGAAGGACGUUACAGCCUGUUGUGUAGACUUUGGACCACUGAGAUUUACUUAAUACUCCCGGUUUGAGAGUGUGUGUUUUCAGUCUAUAAUCACAUCAGUUCUGUGGUGAGAUUAUUAAUGAACCUCUUCAACAUCUCACCUAUUGUGUGAUUAUUUACAACGCUGACAUUAGUCCCAGCCUGAGGUCCACAUUAAGAUGUGAGUGGAAAAGUGCUUGGCUUAACAGCUUUACAUGACAGUGUGGCUUAAUCAAUAUGUCCUCAUGAAUAUUUAAGGCUGCCAAUGAAAGUAAAGUAACUACACGUACAUUUGUUUACAUAAAUCAGAGAAAGCGCACCAGCCGUGUCGAUCCGGUCAAAGGUGUGUUUUGUGUUGGAGGAUCUGAGAGGGGUCAUGGUGGAGAAGAUGACACCGUGAUUGACAGAUGAUUGGAUUUCUCUGUGGGAUUGUCUUUAUUGUGUCUCUCAAUGGUCCGAGCUCGAAAUCUAUUAUUAUUUUACACACUGUGCAGACGUGUCUCGUUAGUGUCCAACAGUGACUACCUGAGGGAAUUAAUCUUUCCUUCACUGUCACAGGCAGGGUAACAGGCACAGCCAACCCUCACUUACUGUUGUAGAUGAGUCCCUGUUAUCAACAUAAUCCCAGACGCUAUCAGCAUAUCUGAUAGUCCAACAUCAAGUUGAUUCAUGUGAACAGAAUUGGAGUUUCGGUCAAUACACGGACAAUUUAAUCUUUGUGUUUACGAUGUUAUUCUUAUUCACAAACUAAACUUGGCGCCAUUGGUUACAUUAGGGUCAUGUUGCUGUGAGUUAAAUGUCAGCUGACAUUUACGAGAGUGCCAUUAUUUUCAGGAGAUUUGAUUUCACUCUUAAACAGCCUAUUUCAGCCCUGUAAAUAUCAUUAAGGUGAGGCGGCUGCUCCCUGUCUCACCUGAUUGGAUAGUGUGCGGCGUUUUUCGCCUCUGCUGCAUGCUGAUUGGCGACUCAGGAGCACUUUGGCUCCUGAGGCAUGCCCUUUGAUGUCCCUGUGUUCCUGUAACGCUUUAGUUUAUGCUUUAAAGGUUCAAUAGCCUUAUUGAUUUUUCUGAGAUUAAAGCCUUGUAGCUUUUAUCUGCACUCUCGACUCACCUCCUCUCCAUUCGAUGAGUCUUUCACUUCCAUAUUUCACCGUAUGCAGUUUUGUGAGUACAAACUGAGCAUUAUUGCUGCUCUCCAAGGCACAAUUCAACAAAGUAACCUGCUUUAUUAUUCUUAAAGAAAGACGGACAUAAAAUAAAAGUUUCUUUCACAAACACCUGCUUUUUCCACAAGUCUUCCUGACUGUGCUGCUCUGUUCAGUUUACUACAGCCAACUUUUUUCUUCUGGUUAAUAAUGCAUGGAGAACGCUGACCUUUUUUUCAAGAUAAAAAAACACGACAAAGGCACGAAUCAGCGUGAGAGCAACACCCCUGCAGCUAACAGCUGUUAACAACAGCAGCAAGUUGGACAUCCAUUUGAAAAAUAACACAGACAGAUGUUUUUGCAUGAUUUUUUUUCUGGUUUCGUGUUCAUGCAUGUGUGUAUUUGAGUGUGAUUGUGGAGUCUGGUGUCACACGUCUUUGAUUAGAUUGAGGUGGCUUUAUCUGUUAGAUCACGGUUGUAGUAUCAAGUUGUCCUCAGGAGUCAAGGGGAUCAGGGUCAGGGCAUUAAUCGUGUAAGUGUUUGUGUGAGUGUGUGUGUGUGUGUGUCUGCCUGUAAGCAUGGGAUAGACAAACAGCUGUUGCUUCUCUGUUUUGUGUGUAAAGUCCCUCCUUUUAAAUAAUAAAAAAAAUGUUAUAUAUAGGUGCCUUUCAGGACACUUAAGGUCACCAUAACAGAUCAGUGAAAAACAAAAUCAAAAAAACUUUAAAAUAUAGACUUUUGCAGUUUUGUGUCUAUAAGAGUAAAACAGAAGGGAAAUAGAAGGGAUGAGUUCAUCUCAGAGGAGAAUUUGAGCAGAGAUCGAGUGGUGGGUUGCACUUACCUGAUGCACUCAUACACAAACACACACUAUCCAUUAAACAAAAGCCAUGGUGAAAGCACUCACUUUUCACUCAGGCCAUACUGGAAUAAAACAAGGAAGGGCUUGAACUGAAGGUUGACUUUUUUUAUUUUUAGCCACUGUAAAAGCUCUUACGGUAGCUCCUGAUUGUAGCAAGGCUAAUCAAUACAGGAGUCUGAUCAGUUGAUUGACAGACAUGUCGGGGCUGCCAAGGUUUCUUGCACCUUUUUUUGUGGGUGCUAGGUCUAAAUUUAGAUUACUGGAUUUAAAUCAUUGCUUUAUUUUUAGGUGUGAUGUGUGUGCAGGUCAUAAUGUCUGUGCUCGCUCUUUCUGAGCACAAUUGAGUUUUUCUAAUAGAUUUUUAAGUGCUGCAAUAUUGACCUGCAAUAAAAAAGGCUGUAGCUAUUCAGCCUUUAAGGUAAUGCUGCUGAAGUGUGUCAGGUUAAAAAAUCAUUAGCACACAAUUUAUGCGCCAAACCUUUGCUAAUGCACCACCUGGCUCAGCCGCUGUCUGUCUGAAUAUCAGCAAAACUUAAACUUUGCUCUCUCCUUUUUCUGCAGCACCACCAAGUAUGGAGUCCUCACCUUUUUGCCCCGUUUCCUGUACGAGCAGAUCAGGCGGGCGGCAAACGCCUUCUUCCUGUUCAUCGCACUCAUGCAGGUAAGCAUUAUGUACAGAAAAAUAAAAUAAAACAGAAAUACCAAAGGACUAAAAAUGAGAAAAUGUUUGACAAAUGAUUUAGAAUACGAGGAUUAGAAGUUUUUUCUUUUUAAGCCCUCGACCUGCAUUUGAAACAGAGGGAUAAUCUUAUGUGGAUUGUCGAAAGCCAGUGUCCUCUCAGAACAGUAGACUGCACCACUUUUUAGUUUAGCAAGUAAACUCCUCCUGACCAAAGCCAGCUUUUACUCAAAACCUCUGCAGCAAGGGCAACGAAAGAUGGAAAGACAUAGUGAUCUUCAAAGUAAAAAAUGUCUUAAAAGUACGCCAAUUUAAUCAGCAAAUAAAUCAGAGUUAUGUUGUUGAUUUUAAGAUGUUAUUGGAGGAAUCUUAAGAGAUUGACAGGAGAGUGUGAGACUGUUACUGAACUGUUUUCUUUUUAUGUAUACUUAUAUUGUCUCUAUCUCUGGUUGGGCUGGUUGAUGAUUAGUUUAUGCUCUAUUUAUGACAAUUUGUAUAUGUUUUGACCUUUCCCUCAUACUCAUUGUAUAUCUAUAACCUGUCUCUGUCCUUAUUACUUUGUUAUUUGCACCCUAUGCCCUCACUGCCCUGACGGGAGUGGAACUCUGUAUAAGCCUAUCAGCUUCGUUCCCUCCUUGCACUGUUUUAAUCUGUGGUAAAUAGAUAAAUAGAAAUGGAAAUAGAAACGGAUCAAUGGCUUUCGUUAAUAGUGCCAUUAUCCAGCUAAAAGCUUUGCAGAUCACCAUGGCGUUCGUUUUUAAAUGGAGAUAAAUUACCUAAUAUCUAAUAAACUACAUUUGUCAGUUUGUCAGUUUCAUCACUCGCUUGAAUGGUGUUAAACCCCCUUUUUCAUCUGUGCUAAUACAGCAUCUCUCUUGUGUCUUAAAAGUAUUUUGACAUAAUGUUGGUGGUCCAUCAUGGAUGCUUAAAGCUAUGAACACUGACCAUCAAAAGUAAUUUCUGAGUGCCACUGCUCUUGACUCCCUGCAGCAAAUCCCUGAUGUAUCACCGACCGGUCGCUACACCACACUGGUCCCGCUCAUCUUCAUCCUCACUGUGGCUGGGAUCAAAGAGAUCAUAGAGGACUAUGUGAGUAUUACAUCGACAUCAGCUGUGCGGACGGAAAACGAAACUGUCAAAAUGAGGAAGGAUGCGUUUGUAUGUCUUUAAGGCUGAUGCUUAAUUUAUCUGUUCGUUACAGAAAAGACACAAAGCAGACAACACUGUCAACAAGAAGAAGACAACAGGUAUGAUCUGUGUGUGUGUGCGGUCAUCAACUGUCUGUGCAUUUUUCCAUGAGUGUGCUUAUGUCUGUUUGCAUGGGUUUUGUUUUCCUUUCAUGGCUGACUGAAUAGCUGUUGUCUGUCACUCACUAUAGUGCCAACCCCAGACAAAAGUUUGAGGCUAUGAAUACUGUAUGAGCGCUGUCUAUAGGCUGACUGAUGGCUGUGUUGUCCUUGUCUCUCAGUGCUGCGAAACGGAGCCUGGCAGACGGUCAUCUGGAAACAGGUAUCAUAGACUUCAUCUCACUCCUCACUCCUCCUGUGUGUCAUCUUUUUCUUUCCCCUCCCCAAGUUUUAUAAUUGAGUUAUAAACUUUUAAAAGGCACGAACGAGGUAAUAUAACACUGAAUGGAGCAACAUAGAUGUGCGAGCUGAAAGGAUACAUUUCUCAGCGAACAAAACCAAAUCAAUAACGUAAAUAUAAGGUAAUGCACUUAGCCAGGAUUUACAGCCAGAGCAGGGAGGGUUAUAAAAAUGACAUACUGGGUGAUAAUAAUAGAAUAGGGUCAUUAAAAGUCACACAUUUGCAGCCAAACAUGCGGCUAAUUUAUUGUUCUUUCGUUAAGUAGAAUUUGGGAUUAAUGUAACUCAUUUGUUUGCUUUAAUUUUUAAUAACCAGUGUUUUCUUUGUCCCUGUGGAGCUGUUUUUUCAGUCUGGCUCUCACCUGUUGUGUGUGUUUAUCCCUGUUUUGCUUUGCAUUCCUUUUGUUCUGUGUAUUUGUAGUCACUCGUUCCAUGUUCGGUCCAGCUCCGUCUGUGCUUUGGAUCCCUGACAGGAAAAAGAUACUCUUCCACUUAGUAUUGAUGUUUCAUGGCUGGAUUACAACUAACUUUGUUUGUUGUUUUCACUGGUGCAAUUUGUCCAAUUUUCCACAUAGACAGACCCCGCUAGUGGAAUAAUUAGGUUUUCUUUGUUGCUCUGCAUUCGAAACAGGGAUGCUUGAGACCCGCUGACCCCAAAGCCGCCUUCUUCCUGUGGUAACCUGAGUAUAAUGAACCAUAGCGCAGUGCCUCCUUACUGUAUGUUUCUACAGAAAAAGUCUGGACCAGUGUUCUUGUCACCAGGUGGUCUCCUCAAAUGUACUCAUUAACUCUGGAGUCGGGCUGUGUACAGUCAUGGCUCCGCAGGUUUAAAUGAAAUCAUACUUGAGCUCUGGUUAUUCGGGUGACAACAGUGUGGAGCAGGAAUUUAGCCCCCGUCGUCACUCAAAGACAGCACAGGUGAAGGGCUUUACUCAUAUUAAAGAGAAGUGUUGAUGCUUCGUUUCCCUGACACACCACUUCUUCUUAAUAAGAGAACUCUUUGUUGCAGACUUGUAUUCUGCCUUUGUUACAUAAUUUGACUAAAAUAAGAAAAAUCUCCCCUUGUGAUUAAUUACAUGCUAUAAGAUCAGUGAAGUAGCGCUUUGGUAGAAAGCCAGUUCGCCCCAAAGGAGGGUCCCACAAGAGAGUUGUGUCAAGGCAUCAGUAAACAGUCCUCAGAUCACAGCCCAUGAUAUGUGUUGGUGUCCAGAUUGUAUUUUGUCUAUAGCUCUGGGAAAACAAGGCUCCAGAUUUAGAGGGUUUGAAGAACGAGUUUCAGUCGUUUUAAUGGCAUACCGGCUGUGUCUGAACUUGUUUACUUCUCUGAUAAUAUCAAUUCCUCAUACAAAAACCUCACAUUUUCAUGUUAUCUCAGUUCUCUCAUUGUCAAGAUGACUUUCAGACCUACUAUUUCUCUGUUUUUACUUCUCUUUUUUUAUUGUCUGUGUUUUUUUAGGUGGGUUUUUAUAAAAGUAGAAUUCAUGAACUGUGAACUCUUCUCUUUGUCCUCAUUUGCGUUUGUGUUUUUUUUCCUCCCCAUCUUUUUUAUACUUAAAAUCUUUGUGUCUUAUCUGGUCUUCCUCUGUUGCAGCAGCCUCAUAAGAACAGUUAAAGCUUUGCACUGCUGUGCUUGCUGUCACUUUGUCUCAAAUCAUUCUCUCUCUCUCUCUCUCCCUCUCUCUCUCUUUCUCUCUCUCUGGCUGGCUCUUAGUUGUUCUCCAAUUAACAUGCUUCUUGUUUCCUCUCCUUACCCCUCACUCUAUGCCUUAAUUCCCCCCUUUUCCUCCCCUCUCACGCUGCACUGCUGCUUCCUGUCCACAAGGUGGCAGUAGGAGACAUUGUGAAGGUGACCAAUGGCCAACACCUUCCAGCUGACAUGGUUAUUGUGUCCUCCAGGUCAGACUCCAUGUGUAUGAGUGUGCAUAUGUGUGUUUAUGUGUAGGCCUUCAUUUAUGUGUUUGAAUCAUUUUUGUUUGUUAUGCAACCUUUGAAGGCUGUUGCUGAUCAUUUUCUGAUUAAUAAAUCAUUGACUGAUAUUGUUGAUUGAUAGUUUUGUCUCAAUGAUGGAGACAUAGCUCAACUCAUAGGGACUUAAAAGCUUCAGGGAGUUUGAUUUCAAGGUGAUCUCUAUAUUUAAAUGUUAUAAUGAGUAAAUGUUUGUUCUCACUCCUUUUACAAAUCUUGGUUUUACAAGUCCUGCUGAUUGAUUAAUUGAAUGAUUCGUGAUCGUGAUGCAUCUCUGCUUCUCCUCCGCAGUGAACCUCAAGCCAUGUGUUACAUCGAGACCUCCAACCUGGAUGGGGAGACCAACUUGAAGAUCAGACAGGUACGAUAAAUCUAUCUCAUGGUUAGUGCCUCCCUUUCAAACUUGGGAUAAAAUGUAGUUUAGGAUUUGCCAAAAACACGAUCUAGUUCUUGUCACUGAUCAAACAGCAAAUGUAGUGUAUAUCAUAUCAAAACCUCCCUUUUUUCACCGCGCCCACAUUUGGAUAGCAAUCGCACACUAAAUCAUAUUCUGUUUCUUACACUCCCAAGUUUCUGUCUGCCUCCUUUUUUUCCAUUCAUGUUCGACCUGUUUCUGAAUGAAUCCAUCUUUCUCUAUCACUCACUCUAUCACUCACUAGUAUCUUGUUUCCUUGAUCAGAUUUCCUUGACUCUCCCUGUCAUGACCAAUUUCUCUCAUCCAGGGUCUGCCGCUCACAGCAGCAGCACAGACGCUGGAGGAUUUGAUGGCGAUGUCUGGCCGUUUGGAGUGUGAAGGCCCUAACAGACACCUGUAUGAUUUUACCGGCACUCUGCGGCUGGAGAACCAGAAGUAAGACACAAAUAUAUGUGGUUUUGUGGUUAAAAUUAAAAGUUUAUUUGUCACUUGUUCACAGUGAAAAAGUUUGCAAACACUAAAGCUUGAUGAGAGUCUUGAAGAGGAAUCUCCUCAAGUGUGGCCAGCAUUCUCCUCCAGGAAUACAAGUCUUUUUAUCAGGUUUCAUUGUCUAUCAUCUCUCUUGUUUUCUUUAGUCCAGCUCCCCUGGGUCCAGACCAGGUGUUGCUGCGUGGCGCUCAGCUCAGAAACACUCAGUGGGUUGCAGGAAUUGUAGUCUACACUGGCCACGACUCCAAACUGAUGCAGGUAAUUUUGAUGUCUGAGAAAUCCCAACUCAAGAAGAAUUUGGGCGUUAAAUUUGACAUUUUUUUUCUACUCUGACAUAAAUUACUUUUGGAUCGACCUCGCCAUUUCUUUGAGGGUGUAAUUAACCAUUCAACAAAUCUAUAACCAGGAGUGCAUCCAAGCUGAGAGAGACUUAAAAUCCUCCAUCCCUGUAUUUGAACUGCCGACGCGCUCUCCUGCCAAAACUAAUCAGAAACAUUAGAAUGAUAAUUUUAUGCUUAAAUAACAAAUUCAAUUAAAGCAGAAAAGUGUGUAAAGGUUGUCUUAUUAAGUGUGUUAUCGUGUUUUACCUCCUCUCAGAACUCUACCAAAGCUCCCCUGAAGCGCUCUAAUGUGGAGCGGGUGACCAACAUGCAGAUCCUGGUCUUGUUUGGCAUCCUGCUGGUCAUGGCCCUGGUCAGCUCUGUGGGGGCUGCCAUCUGGAACAGGGAACACACUGAAGACGCAUGCUGGUACCUGUCCCGGGCAGGUGAGAACACAAAACAAACUAACAACGCUCACGACGUGUAAAAAGAUAAAAAUCCCGAUAAUGAAGAAAAAGGAAACAUGAGACUUUCUGGUGUUUGUGCAGGCGACAUCUCUACAAACUUUGCGUACAACCUGCUGACCUUCAUCAUCCUGUAUAACAACCUGAUCCCCAUCAGCCUGCUUGUCACUCUGGAGGUGGUCAAAUUCACACAAGCACUCUUCAUCAACUGGGUAUGUGUGUUUUGGCAUUUCCAUUCUCAAAUAUAUCGAUGUUUAAAUAGUCAAAUACUCCUUAUCACUCUGUUUGUUAUGUUCUUCGACCAGGACAUGGAGAUGUACUACUCAGAAACAGACACCCCAGCCAUGGCUCGAACAUCCAAUCUGAAUGAGGAGCUGGGGCAGGUUAGUUUCUCCUCCUCGUCAUCAUCGAUGGCAGUGGGACUGAAGCAGCUAAAAUCACACACUCGAUCAAACACGUCUGUCAGCGUUUGUCUUCUUCUGUUUUUGUAUUUCCAGGUGAAAUACCUUUUUUCUGACAAGACGGGGACUCUGACCUGUAACGUCAUGCACUUUAAGAAGUGUACUAUUGCAGGAAUCACAUACGGGUAAGUCUCAUCUUUCUUGGUUCAUUCAUUCUUUACUCUCCACUCACUAAACGAAUUCAGCCUUAAAACAACACCUUUCCACUGAGUUUCCUUUUUAAUCUCAAACUGCCAAAUUAAUUAAUGACUAACUUGUUGUGAAGAAAGGUUUCUCAUUAACUAGUUGAUUAAACUUCUGCACGCUUGAUCAAAUCACCUAAUCGACUCACCACCUGAUUCCUUUUGCAACCCCAUCUGACGCUGCAGCCACUUCCCUGAUCUUGACUGUGACCGGUCAAUGGAGGAUUUCAGGUAAAUGACUUUCUCCUCCGACGCCUCCAUACUUCUUCUCAUUUCUGAUUUUCUCCUCUCUGUUUGAGAAUCUGCAUCUACCCAUGAUCAGAAAUGGAUCCAUCGAUCAAUUUUUUUGGUCAAAGCAACAAAAAACGAUGUUGUUUGAGCUCUUUUUUUCUGCUUUAUGACUGAAAUAUCUAUUUUCCCAUCUCACAGCAAUCUGCCAUCCAACAGCAAUAACUCCACAGAGUUUGAUGACCCAACGCUCAAUCAAAACAUAGAGAACCAUGUAAGAAUCUGUGGAGGAUGUCUCAUAUUUCUUUAUAGAUAUUGUUAAAAAGCAUGCUCACUAUGUUUUGUAUGUUUGCGUGUCAGCCUACAUCACCUCAGAUCUGUGAGUUCCUCACAAUGAUGGCAGUGUGCCACACAGUGGUACCAGAAAGAGAGGAAAACCAGAUCAUCUUCCAGGCCUCUUCACCAGAUGAAGGAGCGCUGGUCAAAGGGGCGAAAGGCCUCGGGUUCGUCUUCACAGCAAGAACACCGGACUCAGUCAUAAUCGAAGCUGUAAGUGUUCAUCAUAUCUGAGUUUUCCUGCCGCAGGAGCUACUUCUGUGGGAAAGUUAUGAGCUGACAUGUCGUUGUGUGUUUCAGAGGGGGAAGGAGAUGAGCUAUGAGCUACUAAAUGUUCUAGAGUUUUCCAGGUAAAUACUCCCAUAAAAGUCCCUCUCAGUCAGUAAAUAACUCUGUAAUUUAAGACUAGUGUGUUUUAAAACUAAGCCCACUGCUUCCUUCACAGUAACCGCAAACGCAUGUCUGUGGUGGUCAGGACCCCCACCGGGCAGCUUCGCCUGUACUGCAAAGGAGCGGUAUGUUUAUCUCAUUAAAACUCUGAACAGAACUAGAAGAGUUUGAGACAUUUUUUAUUUAUGACUGAGCUUUUCUAAUUUCUUAUAUUUUGGCAGGAUAAUGUCAUUUUUGAACGGCUGACCGAGUCAUCGCAAUACAAAGAUUUAACUGUCGCACAUCUGGAACAAUUUGCUACUGAAGGUAAGAAGGCAAAAUGAGAACAGGACUUGAAGCUAUCAUUGUAUUUGUCUUUUUUUUUUUUUUUACACUCAUUAUUGCAAAAAUUUUUACAGGCGGUGUAAUUCUUCUCGACUAUAGUAGAAAUAUUGAAUUUCCCCUUCAAGGAUUAAUAAAGUUCUUCUUAUCUUAUCUUAUCUUCAAUAACUCCUGACUCCUUCGGACUUGAAGCGUGACCUGAGCUAAUUUUUACCCAACAAUACUUUUAUUAGUUUUAUACAGAUUAAUUCAGUUCAAUAAGCUCUUGAAAGAGCACAAGAUCCAAAAGAAACAUUAAUCACAAACACCCCCUUUCCCUCAAGACCCUGUCUACUGCCGGAUAUUCCUAUUACUGUGCUUAAAUAACAAAUUCUGGAGCCAAAAAAAAAAACAGUUGCUGGAAUUCUGGUUUUAUAGACCCUGAAAUAUAAGACGUUGAGAAAUAAAAAGUAAAAAGAAAAUAAGUUAAAUGAACUACUGUACGUUAAGAGAAAUACAAAGGUAGACAAAAAGUCCAUAAAAGAGAUGAGAAUUUGAUUUGAUUGAUUAUAAAACAUCACAGAUAUAUAUAUAAGAAAAAAAAGAACUAGAAGAGGAGAGUGCUGAUUCAAAAUGAUGAGAGUUUCUGCGACCGAGUAACGAAUCCUCUCGAAGUCUAAACAAGACGUAAGAUCUGACCCGAGCUCAUUUGAUUACAGAUCUGAACAUUGGGUCAUGGUCUCUGGUUCUUUUCUUUCUCAUGGAAAAUACAGGAUUACUCUCUAACCCAUUGAAUAAUACUAAUCCACUCCUGCUCUGUGAUCACACUGGUUCAUCAUCGCCUUCUCUCUUCCAUACAGGUCUGAGGACUCUGUGCUUUGCCUAUGUGGACCUGGAAGAGGGCGCCUACCAAGACUGGCUGAAGGAGUACAACCUUGCUAGCACUGUGCUCAAAGACCGCGCUCAGAAACUUGAAGAGUGCUAUGAACUUUUAGAAAAGGUAAUCACAAAAACCGCCUUGUAAUGGACUUUAUUUCAAAAGUAAAAAAUAUUAGAGGUGUUGACAAACUUUAAAUCAUGGCAGAGACCCAAAGGAAAAAGCAGUUAUUCCUCACACACUUGUAAAUACACACGAUAUAAUUGCCAGCAGGGGGCAUAGUGGAUCUAUUACUGCUCGCUUGGGGCUCCUUCACUUCAUUACUCACAGUCGGUUUCCCCUUCAAGGUGUGUCUUUUUCUGAGAAAGAUGCUAAGAGGCAAAUCUUGGAACAGCACUAAAUGGUUUGGGCAGUGACUCGGUAGAAUCACUUCAUCAGCUGAGAGGUAUUCAUAGAAGUGAGUUGAACCGAUGGGUGGAAAACUCAAGGACUGGGCUCAGUGACCGGAGGUGAGAAAAGUAAGUGAAGAGGAAAAAAAAAAAGAGGAAGCAAAAGGAGGAGGAGGAAGAGGAGGAGGGGGUUCAGACUGGGAGACCACAGGGGUAAUUACCUGCACCAGCCUGCCAAAAGCCCCAUAAAACUGGAGUCAACACCACUGUAGUGUUAACUUUGUGUGUCUGCGUGAGUGUUUGUGUGUGCCGCUGAGUGUGUCUAAUGAGGCUACACAUGCAUCUAAAUGCUGAACAAAUUAAAGCAAGGGGGGGGGGGGGGGGGGGUAAUGGGUUACCUCUUGGCACGAACACACAGAGCUGGUACAGAGGUCCAAAAAAUGAGCGGUGUUGGUAAACUGGCUGGCACCGUUCUUAUCCCUAAAUUAGAUAUGGAUGAUGUUCCCGGGGGGAUAAAGAGCCCUCACAUUUAGGCUGCUGAUGUUUGGUGGGAACUUUGACAUGCGUGGACAUGAGUUAACCCUUUAAUUCUCCUUUCUUUCCCCUCUUUGUUCACAUCUAAUCAGUCUCUGUAUUUGUUAAUCUCCUCUGUUCCACGGACAGAAUCUGCUGCUGCUGGGCGCCACAGCCAUAGAGGACCGUCUCCAGGCUGGCGUGCCCGAGACCAUUGCCACUCUGAUGAGGGCCGACAUCAAGAUCUGGGUCCUCACGGGGGACAAGCAGGAGACAGCCAUCAACAUAGGUGAGAGCACUGAAACAAAAACAGCUUGACAUGCGUCGUUCAUGUCAGAAACUGAUUGAAAGUGAGGGCCGCUGAUGAGACAGUGAUGGUCUGGGAAGCCCCCUCGUCGCUCGUGUUCAGCAGAGCAAGAAACCCUGUGUGCUACGGACAUUAUCAAAUUAUGCCUAGAAGAAGAGCAGGCAUUAUGCUGGCUGAGAAUUUCCAGACAUGUCUCCAAUUUUCAAGUGAGUAGCAGAGUGCUCAAGAUAGUCAGCGCUCUAAAUUGCGCUGUAAUGGCGCUGGUGUGUUUAGGUUUUCUUGGCUGGUCUGGGUAAAUCUGGAGGCAGAAAUCUGUGAAAAAACAAGACUGAAAAAGCAAGUAGACAUGUCUUUAUCUGACUCUAUUCUCCAAGACUGCAUUUAACAAAUCAUCUUUUCUUUUUUUAUACACCUCUAUGUAUUUAGAAUAAUUGUGGGGUAGCGCUUUUGUAGAUGAAUUUUGCACAACAAGCUAAAAUAGAUAUAAAGAAGACUGGAGUCAGGGAGCCUUGUAUAAGAAUGGAGCGGGAUUUAGCAAAUCCACUCUUACAUGAGAGCAGUUUUUCACCUGUGUUUUGGGUUCGAGUAAAUCUAAUCCCUCGCCCAUCCCCCCACUCUCCUCCUUUCUCUGUCCCUGUCUGUUUCUCAGGUUACUCCUGUCGUCUGGUGACCCACGGCAUGUCUCUCAUCAUCGUCAACGAGGACUCUCUGGAUGUGAGUGGGCUCUUUUUUUUUUCUUCUUUGUGCUCUCAUUUUGUACAGUACCGGGACUUUUUUGUGUUUGUUUAUGUGUGUGCCUAAAGGAGGAAGUCGGGUGUGUGAAGAGGCUUUAAGCAGGUUACCGUGGGAACUAGGGUGUGGUCCACAGUGGGAUUGGUGGGUGGGGCUCUUUGUGUGCUCACAGGUGCAGGUAAUUAAAGUCUCUGGUGUCUCUUUGGAGAAAGGGAUGAAAAGAGAAAAGUCCUGGACUAUCACUGUUUCCCCCCCCUUCUUUGACAUGUACUUACAGUAGCAGGCCUCCUCCAGCGUUUCCUGCGUCUGUUUGUAACAUGUGUCGCUGAAAACCAACAGCGUGUUCAUGCUUUUAGCUCAGAGCGAGAUCUGAAACAUUCUUCACCUCCAGAUUUGAUUUUCUACCCCAGUUAUGUCUUCUUUACGUCCAGGCCUCAUGUGUGACUGCUUAACUUAAGUGGUUUGAUUACUGUCAUGUGUCCGUCUCCCUUUCACACGUUCACACACACUAGCUGCUGUGUUUACACUUAAACAUGUACACAUACACACAAUCGCAGUGUGUUCACUUUUACAGAGGUUGUUUAUACGUGAGACUGGGAAGAUUAUGCCUCAUAAAUUUUAAGCAUAGGAACUGCGUUUAUGUGUGUGUGUGUGUUUGUGUGUAUUUGUUUAUGGAUUUGUGUGUGAAGGAAGCAUUUGUAGGCCCAAAGAGAGCGUUAAACCUGGAGGAGAGGCAUGCAUUUUUACAUUUAGUUCUUGCUUCAUGUGAGUGUCUGUGCAGAUGGUGGGCGUUUUUAAGCUUUCCGAGGGAUUUUAUGUGUCUGUAUCAUAAUCCACAUGCAGUUACAGACCUCUGUGCGGUUAGCGUUGCAUCCAAUUGGCAUCCUGUGUGAAAGGAUUUUAAUGUUUGUCAUACUCUAAAAUGUUAUUGAACAACUUCUCACCUAUAAUUAGUUUGCCCUCCCGUAAUUAUGCCAAGUCCGAGUAAAAGAAAAACUUUGUGUUCACAUCCGUCUCACUUGUGUCUGGAAGCGUCCAGACUUUGGGAACAGCUGGUCAGAAGCCAGACAGCGUGCAAGGCCACUUAGACGCUGUGUAAAUUGAGUUGGACAGGGUGAACAUUUAAUGUCAGGGUUACAUAGGUACUUGCCUGAGAAUUGCCGGUGCAAUUAGGGCAAGAGGGUGGAAACCAAGACAGUGAGCGCUGUGAGUGGGUCAAUUUUUAAUACAGUUCAGAGGAUUUUGAUAGUUGAUUGCUUUGCACUGUUUCAUAGACAGUUUUAAGUCUGAUUACUGUCUGGUAGGAGUGGGAGAAAAAAUUGAUUCACAUAAGUAUCCUAAUUUUUUUGUUUUACAAUUUUUAAAUCGAUCAAAUAGUUUGUUAAAAAAUCUUUUUUUUUUCUUUCAAAUUACAUUUGAUGUGUAUUUUUUGGGGAAAUAUGGUUCCUGGAAUAAUCAGUAGACAAUCAUAAUCAUUCAACAGUUUCUCUGGUGUUGAAAAUACAGACUAAAAAUCAAGAAAAUGGACAAUAUCGUAGAAUCUUGAUUUAAAUCAAAUCAGCAUCCGAAAAAUCGUAGAAAAAUUGAAUCAGGAGAAAAUGAUAUUGUCCCAGCCCUACUGUCUGGUUGGAAAAGUCUCUGUCAGAGGGUGAAACAAACUGACACCAAGUAUUGAUCCAAAGAUGAUUUUAGCAAUAUGAAUAUUAUCAAUUUAAUGAUGGCCACUCAGUUUUCAUGGUUUUGGUUGCACUUUCAUGGCGUUAUAAACUUUUUAAUUCAACUUACAAUUAAGUUUAAACAUUGUCUUCUUCCUGCAUUCUUAACAGAUGCAGAAAAUAACAGAAGCAUCCGUGUGACUUUCCUCGAUGCACACAGUAGACGUGGAUUGAUUUGAUUUGUAACGUGUGGGAUCAAGUUGUUCCUAGAGUCUGUUCAGAGUGGAUUACAGUCACAGUGGGGUUUAGACCAAUCAUAAUCAAGUGUUUAACACAGCUGGGUGAGAACGCACAAUGAAGUUGUUGAGUAAUGUUUUGUUUGAUAUCAGGCAUGAAAGUCAAGCCUGUCCUCCUUGAAAAUAUGCUCACUUGUUGUAGCAUAAGCUUUGUUUUCUUAAGGUUUGAACACAAUUUGCACCAACAUGCCAGAAAAAACUUUCAACCCCUUUCGUUACCGACGCUUUCUGACAGAGAAGAAGCCCCUCCUGUGGUUGAAUGACUCGUGAUGAGGCAGGAUUUGAGGGAUUUACACCGUCGCUGAAAGGUUCUGUCUAAAGGUGAAACCUUCCGUGUAAACAUCACCGAGUCUGAUGAUGAGAUUGUGAAAAGUUUGCAGAAUCACGCUCUUUGAACACACUUCUAUCAGCUUUAAGGAGAUUCACAGAUGCACGAAAAUUAACCUUACUCUUACUAUCACUUUUUUGAUGCUGAAAGACUUUCUUUGUUAAAAAAUGCUGACAGAGACUUUCCAUUCAGUGUGUCUUGUGAAUUGGCCUGAAAAAAAAAAAUCUUGGAACUCACCUCAUGAAAACUCUGGCUACGAAACACGGUCAUGGCAAACUUCUCCAUUUGUCCUUGAGCAAGUUUUCGAUUGUGCGCCAAAUCCAAGAACGCUGUUUUCACUGUUGGAGAGGUUUUGGAUAAAAUGUUUUGAGCUGUUUAAAAAAUACUCAUUUUUUUAAGUUACAGGAACGCUUUUCUGCACAGCAUUGAGAGAUGGAAAAGCUGAAAGAGUCAUCUGCUGUGGAUCUCUAGUGAAGUUUUAGUCAUUCUAAAUGUGGUACAUUCAGAGAAAGUCAGAGAUAGAGAUAUUUCAGACUCAGUAUUAAAGGGAUAUUCCAGCGUAAAAUUAAUUUAGGGUCAAACAGAUUGUAACACAGACACCCCCUCGAGAGAUUAAUGUUGCAGACUGCUUGUUUCUCUAGUUAUACCAACUUUAGUAACGACCGCACGAUAGUGAUUCACAGCAGUCUGAGGAGCCAUAAACAAACCUCAACCAAAACGCCACUCUAUAGCCGCAAAUAACGCUCAGAACAGCACCUUUAUGCCAAAAUAUACCUUUAAUACAGAGUAAAUGCUCCACAACAAUGAGGUAAUAUAAUCCACAACAUAAUAAAUAACUGCAUCAAACCCAGACAAAAAAAGGGAGUAAUAAAUGCAGAUUCAUAUCACCUUUGACUCUAAAAACAGUAUACUUUCGAAUACUUUCAGAUAUUUCACUCUCCCUCCAUUAGUGCUAAUGCUUCAAAUACUUAGUGCUUGAAUAUAGUUUUCAUUUGAAUAUAUGGAGAUGAGAGAAGAUACCUUUAUUGAUAUACAGUAUAUAUACAUGACUGCCUGAACAGCUUCAUAGGUUUUUGACUGUGAUGGUGGUUUUGUCACUGAUGAAGGCGACACUAUCUCACACUUAAAAUAUUUCCCUCUGGCUCACCUUCUUUGAGCAGGAUAGCCUCUUUGAAAGUGUAACGUGUACAUGAGCGAAAACAGAAGCCGCUUAUCAAAAUCCCACCUUCCAGCUGACCUCAUAACCCCAUCUGAAAAAACGUGUUACCGGCCUUCGCACUCUGUAUUUGUCUUUUUAUCAGUGUGACGGCCAGCCUGUGAGUCAGAUCCUAUUGAUGCCGGUCUUGGCGGCAGAUGCGACCCCCUCCCUCUUUCUCCCCAGCUCGUUCUCCUUCACACCACUACCUCCACCUCUGUCAGCACCCUCUCUUUGCCCAGGAAGCAGCUACACAUCCACUGCUGUAUGUGUGCCAGAGGGAGAGCAGGACCAAGUCAUGAAAUAUGUGUGUUUAUGUUGGUGGAUGCUCAGGAGGUUUGUUUGCGAGUAGAAGAGGGGGAGUGUUUAUUGUUCCUCAUGUAUGAGAUAGACAAUCUGGAAGGAGAAAGAAGAAGGGGGGAGAGUCAUGUGGGGGAGACUAGACUGAGCCAUGUGAGGGCGUUGAGUGAGUGGUAACGCGAUCUCCUUUUGGUGCUCCUCCUCAUCAAAACAAACCCUGUGAGCAAUGCCUCCUGGGUAAACGGUUUGUGACCACUGAAGCUGCGACAAGCGCCAUCUGUCACCUUCAGCUCACAUGCCACACACAGACUGACACAGAUCUUUGCCCUGUCCACCUCUGCAGGACACACCAUGUAAACUUCAGCCUUCACACUCGUACACACUCUGUUUAAUCACCCUCAUCAGCUUGAUAGUUCUCAAUAUACAUUACAUCUAACUUUCCCACAAUCCCUCUCUCCCGGUCACGCUGCCCGCAGUACAACCCUUAAACAAACAACAUCUUUCCUCUGCUCAUUAAUCAUCUUUAUGCACACACACUCACUCACACACACACACAGACACACACACACUCAUAUACACACACAUGCGGACACAUUUAUAGCGCCUGAAACUUUCAUGCUCUAUUGUUCUGGCAUUUUUCAAUUCAUCAAACUGUUAAACUCCACAUGUGCGUCUCUUUUUUUUAAUGGUUUAGGAGGCUGUGUGUGCGUACAUGUUUGUGUGCGUGUGUGUGUGUGUGUGUGUGUGUGUGUGUGUGUGUGUGUGUGUGUGUGUGUGUGUGUUUCUGGCUUCGGCAGCAGAGGAUGUGGGUGUUUGCACAGAUGCACAGUCUGAUAAUUAAACGGUAUAUUAAAUCUCAUGGUGACAGAUUCUGCACUUCAGCGUGCAGCGUGUCCGUCCUCCGCGUUCUCUUCACUCAGCAGCUCUCUCUUUCUUUUCCACAGGUCGAGCUUUCGCGCUCUUCUUUGUCUUUUGUCAGCGUUUUUUCUUCGUAGCCUCUCCCGUUUAUCUCUCCUAAUGCAUUUUUGUAUACACUAAACUUAGCAUAUGUACAUUAGUGCGAAGGGCCCAAGCUCUCUUUGAAAGGAGAGGGCCUGGAACAAAUCAACAUUCGGUUCACUGUGGUCCUUUUUUAUAAAUAUACACUGAUAUUCAUGUAGAUAUCAGUGUUUAUUUGUGUGUUUUUGGGCGUGCAUGUUUGUUCUUCUGGUGCAUUUUUUAGUGAAGUAUGCACUGACAGAAGGUGACCUGUGAUAUCUCAGACUGCCCGCUCACUGAGAUCCAAAUAUAAAUCUGAUAAAGCCUGGUGAACAGGGUUUACAAAGUGUGUUUGUGUGUUGGAGUAUUUCCGUUCUCUUCGAGCUCAGAUGCACAUGAAAAGUAAACAUUUAGUUUGGACCUGAAAAAUGCUCGCUAAUGAGAUUCGUCAAAUUGUGCAAUCAAAGAAAAAGGCAUUUUUUCCUUCUCGGGUCUCCAAAAAUAGGAGGUAAUUUAGCGUGGGAAAGUGGAAAGUUGCAUAGUAAUAGAUUUUUUCUUAAGUCUUGUGUUUGUUCUCUGUGGAAUUUAAUGUUAAAAAUCUUAAUGGACCUUUUAAGGGAGCUGUUUUAUGUCACACUUAGCCGGUGUGAUUUGCUCCAAAAAUAAAGUUAUGUCUGCACUUUAGUGAGAGGCUGCCAGCUUGACAGCUAACCAGUUUCUGCACUAAAGUUGCCUCCUCUGCAGCACCCACAAACAUAGCCUGUUUGUUAGGUAAUCUUAGCUUUGACUCUACCUGCAGUCAUGAUGAGUAGUGUGCUAUCACCUUUACCCUACUCGAAGGAAUAAGCUGUGAUUUCAUGUAGUAAAAGCACUCCAAUGCAUAGGUUGAAUGUGUAGCCUUCAGUAAAGCAGAAGUUUACUCAGAUGUGUGCAGGUUCAGGCCCUGACAGUUGUGCAAGGCUUAAUGUAUCAACGCCCAUACCCUCACAUGUCUCCUGGAGUGUAUAUUAAUGCAAUCAUCCCUCAUGUAAGUGCUGUUGACUUUGUGUAAUGCUGAAGCUUUUGUGUCCAUUUCUCUGUGAUGACGUGAUGACAAGCCGGCAUAAUAAAAAAAAAAGCUGUGAUUCUUGUUUUUACACACAUACUUCAUCCACACAUAGACACAAUCCCUGUGCACUUGCACAUGCACACACAUGUUUAACUCUUCUACCCAAACAUAUGUGCAUCACACACUCGUAGACACUUUGACUUUCAGAACUCUGACAACCUGUAAUCCCCUCUAAUCCCUUCAUUAUGUUUUUGUUUUCCUUUCCCUGUUUGGGGAAAAAAAGGUGAAUGCAAACAGGAAUUCCGGCGUACAAAGAAAAACACACAGCCUCAGGCUGAGAAAACAAGAGCGGGAAACUUUUGGGAAGAGGAGGAAUACAUGUGUGCAUCGCAGUUUGCAUGGAAGAAGAGAGGUUGCAUUGUUCGUCUGAUUUUGUUGCAUACAUGUCCAUGUGAUUGUGAGCUUGCUGCACACGCCGGUCAGUGGACAGGAGAUCAUUUCUCUGUAGGUCACUGAACGCUCUCUGAGCUCUGAUAGCUGCCAAUCACCCACUGAAGGAGACUGUGCAGAUUGUAAAAGGUGCCAAAUUUUCAAAUGUUUGUGCACUUUUGCAUCUAGAGUUUGGUCUUGUGUAGUAAUCGGUAUGUGUUUAGUUGCACUGCCCCUGUUUCCACAAACAAAUUCGACCGCAGGGCAUGUCAGUCUGCGUCAUUUCUUGUUUAUUAUUUGUAUAAGCUGAAUCCCAAAUGUACAUCUUACCAAGCUGUCCUCAGAUAGACAGUUUUAGAGUAGUUUUCUACUCUUUUUGACAGUACGCACCAUGUCUAAAAUCCUUGUUGUCGUAUUCUUUUGGGACUAGCUGUUAGCUGUUGGGUCAGUACAAGACUUUUAACUGUCUUAUAGUGUUUUUAAGAGUCUCAAAAGAUGAUACGGAAAUGACGAUUUCUUUCAAAUAUUUUGUUUAUUUUCAGUAGAUAAUAAACAGAUUCGCUAAGAAGGCAAACACACUGAGACGUGCUAUCAUGUUAUCAGACCAUUUUAGUGCUCUGAUAGAGGGAUCUCACUGAAAUCAAUCUCCAGUUAUCGGAAAUGAGGAUUUCAGGUGUGUGUGUGUGUUUACACAAUUACAUGCCUUUGUGUGUGUGUGUGUGUGUGUGUGUGGGUCUGAGCAUGUAGCGUGCCUGCUCCUCCACAUGGGAUUCAUUACAACCCAGUAGGAUGUUUAUUUUCUCUAUUAAUCCUUGUUCCUCUACUAUCAAGAGCUCCAUCAAAACUGCCCCAAAAUGCUGCCCUGCAGGCAAGCUGGCAUUCACAGACCAACACACAAACGUAAACACACGUUUUGCUGUUAAAAAAGAAUGAAACAUUUCACCCUGAAACCACAUAAAUAAAGCUCAUUCAUCUUUUCCCCCUUUUACCUCUGUGAGUGUGUAUUUGUGUGUGUGUGUGUGUGUGUGUGUGUGUGUGUGCUGCAGAGUUUUAGCCACUCUGCUGCGUAGUAACCCAAUGAAGUAAAGAUUUGGGAUUCAGCAUGCCUCCAGGACAGUGUAGCAUCAGCGACUAGAACAACAGCAAACUUUAUAUUGGCUUUCUUAAUUGUUUGGUGUACACAGAGGCAAAUUCUUCCCGGAGAUGAAAGCAGACCCUGCAACCAGGAGCACAUGUCUUCCAUUUACCGCCAGCGGUUUUGACCUUUCAACAAAUUGGUUUAAGUGUUUUGAUGUGUGUGUGAUUUGUAUUCUCACCACGCUGUAAAGCCACAGUACCUCCAAAAAACAUCAAACCUGAAUUCGCGCUAUUCUCAGAGAGCUGCUGUUAGAUGAUGUAAAAAGAGUUGUCAGGGUUAGAUUUAGAUGUCUGGUUGGUUGGGAUGUUGAUUAUGAAUUUAGACUGCUUGCAAACAGUGUCAAGGUUGAUGUGUUUGUGUUUGUGUGGCUGACUAAAACCAGCUGUGAAGGGGAUGUUGCAGAUUAAACUCUGACUUUGACAACUGUCUCAUGAUUCUCUGAAGCCAAGGUUCAGGUAAAAUCUUUUCUCCUAACUCUGUGGACAGACUUCGAAAAACCAAAUCCUCUCCUCCUCUGUUUGUAUUAGAAAUGAGGGAAACCUCAGCGUCCUUUCAAGAAUAAAUAAAGGUUUGAAUUGAAUUUGUGUGUCCUUGCAGGCUACUCGGGCCACGCUGACAGCUCACUGUGCAUCCAUGGGUGACUCUCUGAGGAAGGAAAACGAGCUGGCGCUGAUCAUCGACGGUCAGACCCUGAAAUAUGCACUGUCCUUCGAGCUUCGUCAGGCCUUCCUCGACUUGGCGUUGUCAUGCAAGGCUGUCAUCUGCUGCCGGUAGGGAAGAUUAGUCAUUGUACACAGACACACAAAUACACACAUGCACAUGCCCUCAAAUCCAAAAUGAAGCCAAACACAAACAGCAUCUUUAAGUAAUAAGGGCCAAACAUUAACUGUAGGUAGAAACAAUAAAGGAGGUCAGUGAAAUCUGUUCUCACUUAAAUAAAUUCAUAGCUUAUUAUGUGCAUGGUGAAGAAUACAUAUCAAGUUUGUGUGAAUGCACACACACACACACACAGCUCUACAUACCUAUGUGUGCGUGCGUGUGUUUGCAAAGGUUGUCUGUUGCCCACGGUCAGCGAAUGAACAAUAAUGAUGAAAGCCUGUCCCACUUCACAGCAGGAGGAGUACAAUACACUACACUGCUUGGAAAUGUCAGAGCCAUGACUCAUUUACUGCUUGUGCCUCUGGAAUGGGCACACACACACACACACACACACACACACACACACACACACACACACACACACACACACACACACACACACAAUCACCUAUCCAUUCAAACAGGCUCUGUUCAUCAAAUGUUUACUGCAUGAACCUUUUUUGGUCCUGUUUAACUUGACACCAGCUGUUAUGUUUCACUAAGUGUUUCCACUCGCCUUUUGUCCGUGCAUGUGUGUGUCUGUGUGUGUGUGUGCGUGUGUGUGUGUGUGUAAUGAGGAGGAAAGUAAUUGACUCUUCAUUGCAUAUCCAGCCCAUAUCCGGGACCGGGUCUCUUAGGUCUUGCAAACAGCCUCUAGCUUUCUUUCUUUUAUGCUUUACUCCAUCUUUUUUUUUUUGCCCCUGUGCACCUCUCUCCCUCCUCUCCUCCGCUCCACAUCUCAGUCUCAGAAAGUACAGUUUUAUCACUCAUCUGUUUCACUGAAAGUUGUUGAUUUUAAAUCUAAAAUCGUGCAUUUUAAGCCAGAACAAGUGGAGCUUUUUUGACAAGGAUUUCUCUUUAUUUUUUUUUUCCAUGUGGCCUAUUUGACACGACUUUUCAAAGAUGCUGCUCCUCUGGGGCUUUGUUUCUGGAGAUCCGUGUUUGAAGCUCUUGAACCUUUUGUACUUCAGAAACAUCAUCAGAAGUUUCUCAAGUUUUUCUACCACACUUUUCUAAAAGUUAGUUCUGAAACAGCUUAUUUUGUUUGGAAAGAAAUUUAAAAAGGCGUCGCAAGUCACAUGUUUAAAACAUGAAUGAGCAUGAAUCUAUCACUCCAGACUGUUAAUAUGAUACUCUGUGAAAAUUAGCCACAGGUUUAAAAUGCGACAGCGGGGUGUCUGGAAGACUUUGAUUCUAUCAAACAUGAAAACUAAACGCUGAGUUGUGCUUUUAAAGCGUACCAAAGUAUCUCACGUUUUGACAGCCUUCGUUUGACGUACUGUACCAAAUGUGUGUGAAGGUUCACAUUUAAGGAAUUUGUGUGUGUGUGUGUUUCUCAGGGGCAGCAGAGUCAGGGUGUGCUCGUACGCAUGGCUUCCUUACUUCACUGCGCGUUUGUUUAUCGGAGGACUUAGUGGCAGCUCAUUUUCUGCUCAGCUCCACCGUGAAGAGCACUGAGAGCCUUUCAUCUCUCCCAACGCCACUUUAAACACUGCUAACAGUGUUUGGGGGUUGUAUAGAGGAAAGGUAGAGUUAGACAGAGAGAGGGAGAUAAAGAGAGAUUUGUGGUGGGAGGCCGAGAGACUCGUAAGCAGACAGACUCGCACACACUUCAGACGCUGAAACAGGAGAAACAAAGAGCAGAGUUUGAUCUCAUCCUUCAGCAAAGACAGCACAGGCCAAGACUCUCUACAAGAUUUCCCCCUGGAAAUAGACAUAGGCGAGGGGGCUGGGGGGAGUGUUUGUGCAUGUGUGUAAAUUGUGUGUAUUUAGACACACCUCUGUAUGAAUACUAAGCAGACCACCCAGCUCUGUGGUUCCAGUUUGACCGGGACAUGUUCCUUCCUACAUAUUCAUAGAAGAUAGAGCAUCUCUCUGACCUGUGGGCUGCAGCCGUGUGUUUGUGUGUGUGUGAGAGAGAGAGAGAGAGAGAGAGAGAGAGAGAGAGAAGGGUCAUACAUCUGCUCAUAAUUUAAUUUUGUCAUAUCUUUAUCAAAGCAUCAUAUUGUACUCUCUGUGUGCAUGUGAUAGCUCAUGCAGCUGCACAUAAUUUAAUUUUUCUAACAUCAUUAUCAGGGCACUGAGAAACAUGGUGAGGAUUUAGCAAAAGGCCCGUACUUCACCCACGCACAGAGAGACGUCACUGACAAACCUGAGAGUUUUUGAAUGCUCUAACAACACUGUUGUACUGUACAGUGUUAACACUCAAAUUUCUAUCAACUUAUAAACCACUGAGACUCAGUUAAUGACCACAAUCAAGGAAAUACUCAUCGAAAAUAUUUAAUAACGUACUCUCAGUACGCCAUAGUGGACUACUUUACUAUCCACUGAAGUUUCAGGCACUGUGUUGCAAAACUAUAACUGGUUUGGUUUAAUUUAAUCCAAGUCCCUGUAUCAGUUUUCCCCAUGUCUCCUCCUUCUCCGUCAGCCUCUCCUCUUCAUAAAGGUUGCAGGUAGUAAGAGCACUACUUAAACUGUGCAGUGUGAUAUUAACAGGCAGAGGGAACGCCUCCUCAUACAAAGCAUGUUUCGAAAGAAGAGAUGAAAACAAAUUGAAUCCUGGUCAUCGGGUUCAGAAUGCAGCUUCUGAAAACACAAACACACUCAGCGGGGUUGAAUUUUUCUCACACAAACACCACAUGAGAUCCCGAGCGGUCAGUCAGACCCAUUCAGUGAUUCAGCUCUCUGAAGAAGAACUAUUAUGCAGAAGUGAGGUUUGAACUGCACAAAUGAAAGUCAUGGAUUUGAAAUUAAACUUGGAAACCUUUCUUUUCUCAUGAAUGAAAAAUGAUAGUAGAGAAGUGUUAUAAAUGUUUAAUUUAAACCUUGUAUUACUAGACGAUUAAACAAGAGGAGACAUCUUUAUUAUUUUAGGCCUGUAAAGCUUCUAGCUCGCCUUCAACUUGAAUGUAAUGCUACGAGGUCCUUCUGUCCAAGUUGGCAGAGAGCAUCUUUAAGUGUGUCCAUUAAGGGUGAGAGAAAAAAAUCGAUACAGCAGAGUAUUGUGAUAUUUUGUCUGGUGAUUUAUCGUAUCGUCUCAUUUACCAAGUAUCGGUUUUUCAAAUUAACUGCUAAUAUGAAGUCAAAUCUAUGAUAAUGGAAAAAUAAAAUCAACUGUUUGUCCAGUGAGGUUGGCAGAGGUGACGUCAUAGAGCAGAAGAAAGUUAGUGCAACAAAUAUAUAUAUAAGUUUUGCAAGAUGUGGUACAUGAAAACAAAAUACAGUGUAAAUAAGACAAAUAUAAAGGACAGACAAAUGCAAAAGUAGCUAAACAGUUUUAAAAAAUUGUAUAAAUCGCAAUAUAUGGUUUGUAAUACUAAAAAUUGCAAUAAUAUCGUAUCAUGGGGCCACUCGUGUGGAGAUGAAGUUAUAUGUAGGCCGUUCAUACAUCAGGAAAGCUUUUUUUCUUCUUUGUUUCAUAGUCUUCGGUUAAAGGGUGAACCCUGAAACCCUUAAGCCUUAAAUAAACAGUGAUAUCAAGUAGGUUUUAUUCAGCAUUAGAUCACACUGAGUAAAAGAGACGGCCCAAUCAGGUUGUGUGAAGUUCAAGGCAUUUAUCAAUGAGAAACAGUGACUCAGAUAUGGUCUACAAACGAUUAAGCAGGGAGCUAGAUGGUUAAAACAAUAUGAAUCAUUUUCUAAGGUGUAAUAAAUCAAGUGUUCUGUUCAGUGUGAACCUGUGAUACAGUCAAAAGCUUCAGAGUAGCUGCUAAAUAGUCCUUAUGGUGUGAUAACCACCAAUGUACCUCAAAGCUCAAAAAUAAAUCACAUUUUCACUCUGAGAAGAGUUAAAAAAAAGUCAAAGUAAAAAGCUCCCCCAAGAAGCAAAAGACGGUUUUAUGUGUUUGAUUUUCAGGCAUUUUUGUCCACUUCACUGAAAUCCAGUUUUCCAGCUCAGAUGGUGUAAGAAAAAGAAAAAGUUAGGAAAAUAAAUCUUCCUCAACCUCUUUACUGGAGCCAAACGUAAGACCAAUCCAACAUACAGAAUAGGGCGGAGCUGAUUUGACAUAUGGCCCGUAACAAGAACCAAAAAAUACCCCAACAGUACUUGAGCAAAUGUAGCACACCACCUCACUGUUGUCUCUCCGUCUUCCCGCGGGGAGAGGGUGUAAUCGAGCCGCCAUGGGUCCUCUAUUGUUAGCGAAGAGACAGAACCGGUUAUGAACAGGGGGAUCAGUGAUACAGGUCAAGAGGGUGGAGUACCACUGGAAGCUCCCUGAACACACACACCCACACCGGUGCGAGCGCACACACACUCUUAAAUGAACACAUCAAAUGUUAGCUACCCAGAGUCUUAUUAGCAGAACAGUGAAUCAUUGUUUCCUAAUAUCCAGUGAGGAGCUGUAAACACAGCCCUGCGAGUGUGUGUACAUGUGUAUGUGUGUGUGUGUGUGUCUUUUUUUCCCUGUUUGAACCGUUUCCCACUCUUAAGUUUUCAGCCUUUUUUUUUUUCCAAAUAGCUUGCCUCUUUUUUUUUUUUGUUCCUCUAGUUUUCUUGUUUUCCCUCCAACCUUUGCACCCCUCAUUUCCUGUGGAGUACACGCUUCUUGUUACAAAUCAACCAUCUCUUAUCUCUCUUUUUUCAUUUCUUUACUGCAGAGUCUCUCCACUGCAGAAGUCAGAAAUUGUGGACAUGGUGAAAAAACACGUCAAAGCCAUCACUCUGGCAAUAGGGGACGGAGCCAACGAUGUGGGUAUGAUCCAGACGGCUCACGUCGGAGUGGGGAUCAGUGGCAACGAGGGAAUGCAGGCCACUAACUCCUCUGACUACUCCAUAGCACAGGUGGGGAUGCAGGCGUAUGACGGAGUUUUGUUUUAGGACAUGUCAUUUGUAAUGGUCUGCAGCUCUGUGCAGUUUGCUUUUGUUUUGCAUCGCAUUGUUGAAAUGAGCUGUAAGCAUUUCCAUCACAUCCUGAUCAUACUUAUAAAAGUAUUGUCAAAGUAAUUUUAACAGAUUGAAUGAAUAAGCAGUUUUUAGGUCAUCUGGAAGGUUUUAGCGUGUCAACCCUUGCAUUUCAGUACCUGUUUAGCUUAAAUCUGAUCUUUGACCUCCCUGCAGGGACUUGAUUGACAAGACACUAUACUCACAAGAGUCCCUGAAGCAUCAUGUAUCAACCCCUUUUCUUACUGCUGGGUUGUAUUGAAUUGAAGAACUUAAACAUGUAUCUCUAUCAGUUAAAAAAAGGUGCUGUUAUCGAUUUUUGGUUUGGUUUGUUGAUAAAGAAAGAAUUAAUUGACAAUUCUGGUCUUAGCUGUUAACACCUGAGGGAUUUGUGUUUUUUAUGUUAGUGAAUAAAAUAUUUUUUUGGGGUUUGGACUUGUCAUGGAAACACAAUGGAGAAGUGAAGCGGUUAAAAAAAUGGCCUGAGGAUUCCUCCCAUCACUGAGGAGUCAAACGCAGUCCGUCACUUUCACUGUCUGAGCUGUUUAUCUCCUGGCCUUUGGGCGUUUUAUCAGUGUAUCUCCUCUUGUCUCAGCUUUCUCGUUCCUAAGUCACAUUCUUGCUUCACUCUCUAUUCCCUGUCUGACAUUUUCAUUCCAAAUCUUCAUUUUCAUCUAAUGACAUAAAUAAAUCUCUUCUUCACCUCUCUCUUCUUCUCUGUUUGGUAGUUCUCCUACCUUGAGAAGCUGCUAUUGGUCCACGGGGCGUGGAGCUACAACCGUGUCACCAAGUGCAUCCUGUACUGUUUCUAUAAGAAUGUGGUCCUCUACAUCAUCGAGGUAAGAGCCUCACCACACAGACACACACAGAGUAACAUUAACAGAGACGUUUUGCAGCUGUUUGUCGACAUGGCUGACAGUGAUAGACGAGGUGCCCUUCUGGUGUCUGCUUUCUGUCUCUUUUGCACACACACACACACACACACACACACAUGUACAGAAAAAGGCGUAUGUUUAGAUCAGCAGUGACGAGACCUUGGCUCCAAGGGUCGACAGCUUUUCUGUGCGUGUGUGUGUGUUUCUCAUGGAGGGGCACCCUCCCGCUCUGGCCUGCCUGUUAUGAUGGGUAUUUGUCAGCUGUGCUCCACCCUCCCUCAUCUCCGUCUGACAUUAAGGAUGCCAGCAGGUGCAGUGGCUCAUGGGAGCCGCUGCCGUAGACCGCUGUCCCUCUCACACUACCACUCUGCGUGUGUGUUUCCAUGAUUAUCUCACAUGAUUGGCUCCCUGCAGAGCCCCUCCAGGCCAAAGGUUGGAGACUGUCUCUGUCCACUGGCUGGAGACAGAAUAAGGGGGAUGGGUGUGUGUGGGUAUGUGUGUGUUUUUGUGUAUCUGACCUCACCCCUAGGCUAUAUACUCCACUGUAUACCCAGGAAUGCCACAGCUCCCACCAGCGGCCCCAAACAUUUCUUUAUCUGCCCUCAGAUCGGCCUCCGUCUACUGUGUGUGUGUUAGUGUGUGUGUGUGUGUGUGUGUGAAGGUGUUAAUGAAGGUUCCCCUGGGCCAGAGUCACAUUUAGACAUUGUGUUUCGGUAGAUUAACUUCUGUGAAGUCAGAAAAAGGUUUCUGAGCCAGCCACAACCUGUAAGAGGAAUGCAUGUAAAGCUCUUUUCCAGAUGAUGUAAUAGAACCAAAGUAGUGCCACUGUAUUACUUGCAGAUAUUAUUUCUAAAGUCAGUGUAAAAGUGCCAGAUAAAAGCCAUCACACUGACCCAAAUGUAACUGUUUUAAUUCUUAAAGGGAUAUUCCGGCGUAAAAUUAAUUUAGGGUCAAACACACCUUAACACCGAGUUAGACACCCCCUCAAGAGAUGAAUGUUGCCGACUGCUUGCUUCUCUAGUGUUACCAACUUUAGUAAUGACCACACAAUAGCAAUACCAAAAUGCCACUCUAUAGCCACAAAUAAUGCUAAGAACAGCACCUAACUUCAUCUACAGUACAUAUAGGGUCCCAGCCACAGCACUAGCCACCAAACAUCUUUUUAACUUUACCUAAUGUCUUUAGCAAAGAGACUAAACACAACUCACCUACUCUCUUCCAGCAGCUGCUUGUUUGUACGGAGACCUCAGGCCAGUCCAUUACGGACUACUGCGGGGUGACGCAGCUCAAGGAAGAAUAGUUAUGAUUAUUUCUUCAUGGAAAUGCAAUCAGACUGAGACGCUAAAGCAGAAGAACUAUCGCGUCUGCAGUGCAAAAUGAUUAUUAUGAUGAUUAGUACUUCAAGGAAAUGACAAAGAAAUGAUCAUAAAUGUUCUUUCUUGAGCUGCGUCACCCCGCAGCAGUCGAUGGACUCGUCUAAGGUCUCGCUACAAACAAGCGGCUGAUGGAAGAGAGUAGGUGAGUUGUGUUUAGUCUCUUUGCUAAAAAAAAUCAGGCAAAGCUAAAAAGAUGUUUGGUGGCUAGUGCUGUGGCUAGGACCCUAUAUGUACUGUUGAUGAAGUUAGGUGCUGUUCUGAGCAUUAUUUGUGGUUAUAGAGUGGCGUUUUGGUUAAGGUUUGUUGAUGGCUCCUAAGACUGCUGUGUAUUGCUAUCCUGCGGUUGUUACUUAGGUUGGUAUAAAUAGAGAAGCAAGUGGUCGGCAACAUUCAUCUCUCGAGGGGGUGUCUAACUCUGUGUUACGGUGUGUUUGAUCAUAACUAAAUUAAUUUUAGGCCGGAAUAUCCCUUUAAGAUACAUCGGGUUCUGUAUUUUUAAAUGCCAGUACUCAUUAACAGGAGUGGACAACCCCCGCUUAUUUGUAAAAUUGAUGACUUUAGUAAGAUGUCACUCAAUCCCUGAGCCAGGUGGAUGAAAAAGAGAGAGAGUGAUUUUUAAGAAUCAAGUUAUCAGUUAUCAAAGUUAUUGAAUACAGAUAUGUGAUGGUGAUGGUUAUCAAUGCAAACGACCCCCCUGAAGCAGCUUUCCCCUUUGCUAUCGUUGAUCUCAUCCCUUCUCUUCUUUGUGUCCCUAGCUUUGGUUCGCCUUUGUGAACGGGUUCUCUGGUCAGAUCCUCUUUGAGCGCUGGUGUAUAGGCCUCUACAAUGUGGUGAGUGUCAACCCUCACACCUUCUUCAAUUUUGCUGUUGUUUUCUUUUGGCUCCCUUUCUUGUGUCCCUCUGUCCCUGUUGACGUUCAUGUGUGGUCUCUCACCUCUCCACCCAUCUACUAAUCAGUCUCACUCCACUUUGUCUUCUUCCUGAUCCUUUCUCUGUGUUUUUCUGCUUGUUUUGGAGACUGCUGUGACUCAUAUGUAGAUUCCUCCCUUAUGCCCAUUGUUAAUUGAUGCUGCUCUUAUACAGAUAUUUACUGCACUGCCUCCUUUCACUCUGGGGAUAUUUGACCGGCCGUGCAGCCAGCAGAACAUGCUCCGAUUCCCCCAGCUCUACCGAAUUACCCAGAAUGCAGAGGGCUUCAACACCAGGGUACAUGCACACACAUUCACAGUCCGAGAGCAAACACAGAAACCGCGUGCUGAAUCUUGCAUCAAAUCUGUCAGGUCUGCGGCUCGCCUUUGAGAUUGUCGAGUAAUGCCAGCUGUUUGUUUGGGACGCCAGCAAGUAAAUAAGAGUGGCAAGGAGACCAGGGUGUCUCCAUGGCAACCCAUAAUGAGAUUCAGUGGGCCAGAAUAAGGAAGUCUUUCAUUUUAGAGGGCACACGGGCAACCUGAGCUACUGUAUGUGUGGGAGUUUGUUUGUGUACAGUGCAGGAGGGCACUUUUGAUGGCAAGAACACGGUGAAAGUUGUAUGUACCAAUUUUUAAAAGUUGUUUUUUAGGUUUUUAUGUGUGUGGCAGUUUGCGUGUCCAUGUGUGUGAUUAGUUUGCACUGACUUUUGUUCAUCUCUGGACUGUUUUUCAGGUGUUCUGGGGACACUGUAUCAAUGCACUGAUUCAUUCAAUUAUCCUCUUCUGGUUUCCACUCAAAAUGUUAGAGCAUGGUAGGUGACAUCUUAUUCUUUUACAUCUUUAAAACACUCCGCCUUGUUACUCUUUGUCAUGAAGCAUCUGUGUGCGUUUGUUCCUCACAGAUUCUCCCUUUAACAACGGUCAGGGAAACGACUACCUGUUUGUUGGAAACAUGGUCUACACAGUAAGUGUUUCCUCGUGUUUUGUCUUUUUUUACAUUCUCCUUGCAUGUCUGUCCUUUGGCAUGCAGAUUGUUGGAUUUUUGCACAAACUCAGUACUUGUGUACACACCAGCACUGUGCUUGCCUCCCCCUGAGUCGUUAUGAGUCUCCAGUCAAUCUGAACUCGUCUAGCCACUCUGUCUCCUCCACACACUCAUCUAUCUCUCCUCUGUAUUCACUUCUCUAUCUCACACCCACUCUGUCAUUUUAAUACCCGUGCUCUAAUGCGAAUGUCGGUGGUGUUUAUUUAUCGUGUUGUGAGUGUGUAGACUUACAGGGGGCCGCAGGGGUCUUGAGUAUUUUAACAGACAUGGCUGAGUUUACUAUAAAGCAUUAAUGUUUAUUAUCUCCACAGUUGCCAACAAACUAAUCCCGACUCUCUGUUUUGUUUUUUUUUAUUUGCCCUCCCUCUCCUGUUUGUGUGUGUCUGUGUGUGCAGUAUGUGGUAGUUACAGUAUGUCUGAAAGCUGGAAUGGAGACUACCGCCUGGACCAAGGUACGAACAGUAACACACUCUACUAUUUCAAACCACAUGUGCUGUGUAUUACCCAACCGUUGAUAAAUAAAUAGGAGGAAAAGGUGGAGGAAGGAGAGGGGGCUCACUGUGAGGAUUUCAGCGGGAGGUUUUUUCACAUCACCAGACUUAAAUUCAUCUCAGUUAGAUCACAGAUAGACAUUGGGGAAAAAAAAUUGUGGUUCACCUUGAUCUUGUAGUGGAGGGUUUGGGUUUUGCUGCAGUUGGUUUGCACAGUAACUCAGAGAAAUGUCCAAAGCGUUGUCAUUUUUACUCUUAAAAGACAAGAACAGCCAAAGUAUUUCAAACAUACUAAGCUUGUUUAAAGGGAUGGUUUGUCGUUUUAUGAAGUGGGGUUGUUAGUGAGUCAAUAGUAGAGAUUUCCCCUCCCAAAAGGACAUUGUAUAGGGGACCUGCUGCUUCUCAUUUGUCUUGUGGGUUCUUUGUGUUCAGUUCAUUUGUUCUUUUGUCAAAAUUAAUCACUUGAUAAACUUUUUGAAGGUAUUUUGUUCAUUUAAUGGGUCGAAAGAUGAGGAUGGUUGUUAGCCCCAUAGGGCUGCCUUUGGGUGGGGCGUAACUAUAUAUAUAUAUCGGACUAUAUUGGCAUGCAACUAUAAUCUCAGAUAAAAGCACUGCGAUACAAGCAGUCCAUUCCAGACUUGGCCCCAGCACCUCUAUCUAGCAGCGCUCGGAUCCAGCAGAGUCCAUUUAAUCACAACAACAGUUUGUACUAAGGCACUAACAAAGUAGGAGUAGGAGUGAUGUCGGCCAUGUGGCAGUAAUUUUUGUUUAGCCUAAAAAAGAUGUUGCAGCUGAGUGCAAAACUUGUCAUGCACAAGUUUGUAUCAAUAUUGUAUCAAUAUCGGUAUCGGCCAAUACUGAAGACUACAAUAUCGGUAUCAUAUCAUAAGUAAAGAAGGUUGUAUUGGGACACCCAUAUUCAAUAGUAAGUGUAUUACCCACAGGAGUUAUUGGUCUGCCCGGCUCCUUUAUCUAGAAACUGUUUGGAGUAUCGGGACAGAAGCUAGGUUACACUCCACAUAUUUUAGCUAAUGUUCAGGUAGUCUGUCCGGCACAUGAGUGUUAGUACUGUGUCAGUGUUAGUGUCAGUGUUAGUGUUCCCUUGCAUUUGGUCUUUGCUUUGCUGUCAGAAACCGGUUAUAUUGCAGCUGAACUCACAGUCGUGAAACAGUCGUACUGCAGCUAAGUGGCGUGGUAAAAGUGACCUUCUGCAGCAGUGAGUAGACUGGCCUUCACUCUGGUUCUCUGACCAGGUUCCCAGUAAAAGGGCUGCGAUUAUUAGAUCUCACAUUUGUUUUUUCAAUCUAGCGUAUUUGCUUAUAUGUAAGUUACCGAUUAGUUCCCUUCUCUGCUUUUCUGGCACACUUGAGCGUAUCUUGUCAUGCCGUUUCCACCAUUUAGCUCAGCUGCUCACACAUGUUUGAGAUUUACAGCAGGUAGAACCACACAGAAAAACAACUCUGCAGCAGUCUACAAACUUGACAGUGAAACUUCACGUGUUGAAUUUGCUUUUAGAGCCCAAACUAUGACAUAUGCACGUCAGCGCCUCUGAAACGGAGCACAUCUCAGUGAAGGAGAAAAACAGUUUGGGAGAGAACAGAUGACCUUUUGUUGGAUAAAUGGUACAUAUAGAAACUAAGAGUGCAACAGAUUCAAUUCCACAUAGUUCACCCAAUUGCCUGCAUUCCUCUCAAAGACUGUUUUAUUAAAGUCAUGAGAAACAGAUUUUUACACUCAUCUAUAUGGUCUCUGUCAAAUGUCGAAACUCUAUGGUCUGUUGAUUUACAGUAUUCGCCUGCCCUGCUUCCUGUGACAGCAGUUUUUACAGCAUCACACUGUCAACGUAAUGACUCAUAAAGAUUGCAAAAUUAACUUACUGAUAACAGCAAAAUUACUGUUUCAGUGUAAAUCUGUAUGACACUCAUCCUUAUGUAUGUGGGAGGCUUUUGCACCGCGCUGUGGGAGCUGCGGUCAAAUAUUUUGUCUGUAACUGUUAAAAUCUACUAGAGAAGCUUCAGUGAGGAAGGUCAGAUGUUUUGCAACAGUUUCAAAACUCAUUAUAAAUCGUUUGUUUAUUAGUAAGGGCAGAGCAAGUUCAUGGAAAUCAGAAAAAAAAAAAAAAGAAACCUGGAUGCAAACCAGUUUUUUUCGUCAACGUCAUCGUCAACGAAAACAACACUGCAGAAUAUAUGUUUUGACUGACGAAAUGCUCAUAAAUUUUGCAAAUCUGUUCGUCGUCCACCACAAACGUUUUGGUCUAGUCUCGUCUCGUCAGCGUAAACGCACAUUCGUCUCGUCACAUUUUAGUCUUCUAUGACUUAUGUUUAGCUCGUCAACGUCGCGUCUUCAUCGUGGAAAAAAAGGGGCGUUGACGAAAACAACACUGACCCAAACUUGCUCAAGUUAACAGGAAUGUUGAUUUCUGUCUGUUGUCACUAUGCAGGCUAAACAAACAGGAACUCGAUGAAUGAUAGCAUAUCGAUUCAAAUAUAGAAGACCACAUUCGAUUUUUCAAACUGUAAAUGAGAGUGAGCUGUUUUUGUUUCUAACACUAGAAGUUAUAAAUGACCGUGUCACAGACUCUGAGCUUGAUUAGAAACAGUAAACAGCUGUGAUUUAUGAUGAAACAAAACUGAGAAUGUGUUACAGCGCUCGACUUUUUAAUGUCGGACUGCAGUCAGCAGAGAUUGAUGUAGGAUUGGGGACAGUAGUAGCCCGGGGUGUGACAGCAACAUGAUGGGGCUCCCCUCUGCUAUUCGAGAGGGAGAAACAGAGUUUGGCAGGAUGCACAGAAGGGCGCUGACACUUUAGCCCGCUCAGCUGUCCACACAACAGCCUGGCAGUAAUGAAGCAGGGUCCCACUGGAAUUCACACAGUGUCCCCUUACAGCAGAUCACAGAGAGCAGGAAGAAGAUGGGGGGGAGGAGGGAGAGAAAGGUUGUGUAUAUUCGGAUGAGCUGUAUGUAAACUAUUUGAUCGCAUGCUGCCUUGAUCUUCAUCCUCUGAUGCUCUCCUUUUUUCUCUCUCUUCAGUUUUCCCACCUGGCUGUGUGGGGAAGCAUGUUGCUCUGGAUGGUCUUCUUUGGUGUCUACUCUGCCAUCUGGCCCACCAUCCCCAUCGCCCCUGACAUGUUGGGCCAGGCAAGUCUCUUUCCAUAAACAUGUGUCAGUCAUUCCAGUAACAGGGGGUGAUGGGGGGUUAAAAUAGCCCUUCCCUCUACAUCUCUUUGCCGAACCUCCAUCACCUGCCGCUCGCUUGCUCUUGAUUACAAAUACAUGGCGCCUAUGAGACUCACCUCUUGGGUGUUCCACGUCGGCACUGCUGGAGCCCCGAGGGGAGAUUUAUGCCCCACCAGCCCCUCUCACCAGGCUUCCUGCACCUGCUGCAUGUCACCCGAGCUGGUCUUUUACUGCCCUCUGUGGAGGUGUUGACUCAAGAGGGUGGGCUGCUGCUGCUGCUGCUGUUGCUGCUGCUGCUGGUGAUGAGGGUGUGCAUGCGGACCCCUUAAUUGAGAGACUCAUUUUUAAGUUUGAGGAUCAGGCAGAGGGAGGUGAGGUGCCCCAUUGAGGGAACAAGGCCGUCUAAACUCCCCUCAGCCCAUUAAUUCGAUUUGUGUCAGAAAUCAGGAAUGCGGUCAAAUAUCUCUGCAGCUGCUCAGACUAACGGGGGGAAUGGUCAGAGACACUCAACCACCCACCCCCCUCUGCUCAACCCUCUGUCGUCCCCCCUAACUGCCCUAUUACCUCUCUUAUUUCCCCUGCUCCCUCUAUCUAUAUUUCCAUCUGUCCAGGGGGGACAGGAUGGAAAAGAGUUGUGUAUUUCUGCUUUGAAUGGCUGUGAGUAUGUCUGUGCAUAUAGGAAUCACUGUCCCUUGUGUGUCCAGCUAUGUUUGAUUUGUUGCCCAACCGUCUCUUUCAAUGAACAGAACAAAUCACAGCGGACUGUGAGACAUGCUUCCGCCCCCAGAGUGUGUAAAAAACAUGUGAUACUAUGCGUGUCCGCCGCUGUAAUAAGCGUGUAGGUGUGUGUCACAUACAGAAAGACAUGGAAGAUGAGUUAGUCCAGUUGUGUCUUGGUUGUGAUUCCAGCUGCUGCUGCGGAUGUUUCCUAAUGGUUGCUGGAUCAUUUUCCCCGUUAGCUCCCCUUCUGGGAACAAAUUGUCUCUAUAUCUCUGCGUCCAAACACAGGACACAGGAAGCACAUGAUACAGGCAGUAAAGCAGUAGAAGUUGAGGCGCAUGGAGUGCUUGUGAGUGUUGACUUAAAUACCAGGAGACAAAGACUUAGGCUUAUGAAACAAAGCAGAGCUCAUAGGAGAUAAGAAAAACAGCAGAUAUUGGGUAAUGGGAGGAAAAUUGAGAACAAGCAUCAAGAUACAGCUGCUAAUAAUGACAGAAAGUUGUGAAAGAGAGUGGAGGAGAAAUAGAGAGGUGGGAGUAACAGGCGAGGAGACAGACGGACGGACGAAUUGAGACACUGGUUAGAUGCGUGAUUAAUCCUCAGAGACGUACCAAGGAGGGAGGGGUCAAAGGUCAAUGAGGCAAGCUGCAAGGGGGAGAUCUGUGAUUGCUCACCAGCAUUUUUAUCUCCUAACUCAACAGAAGUAUUGUGUUUCCUCUGUGGGGAUACUUUGUUAGAUGUAGUUUGUGGUGUGGAUUGAAGCUGUGAGAAAGCUGUUAAAUACGUUUGGCUUACAUUAGAGGUAUUGAACUUUGGCUAACUCUGACUUUUAUACGCUGUGAAAAGCUCUAGAUGUGCUGCGUCUCACAUUUCUUCCUGCCUUCUCCACAUGUGUUUCUCUGUGCCCGUUGGAGAGAAAAAUGACUUAAUACUCAGUUUGAAUUAAUAUACGAGCAAAAUAAAUGGAGCCUGUGUGUUUGUCAUCGCAGGCUGGCAAGGUGAUGCAGUGCUGGCACUUCUGGCUGGGCCUGGUCCUGGUGCCCACUGCGUGUUUGCUCAAAGACUUCGCUUGGACUGCGUAAGUAGAACACAUUCAAUAUAAAUACGUGGGAAAUCCAUACUGAGACUAUUUAGCUUAACCGGCGCGUUUACAUAACCGAAAUUGAGUCUGUGUCAACACUUAAGCACUCUUCAUGAAUCACAUGUGUCUGUGAACACUCAAACUUUCCUUCAUGAGUCUGAUGAGCUCGCUCUCUUCUGCAGCACACGGCGCACUGUGAGGAAGUCUCUUUUGGAGGAGGUGCAGGAGUUGGAGGCUCGGGCCGUUGACCCAGGGGCAGCUGUACUGAGGGAUGCCAGUGGUCGAAGGUAUGAACAGUAUGCUGCAAAUCAUCGCCUUCAUCUCUGUCCUGUUUUAAUCCUCUCAUCAUUCAUGUCUUCAUUUUUAUUUCCGUAUUAUCUCAAGGUCAUUUGAUCCUAUAAAAACUCAUCACUACAUCGGGGUUAGUUUGUCUUAGCAGUAAUAGCUCCUGCUUCAAAUACAGAUUCUAUAGCUGUCAUUGCAGCAGUCACUGGUUUGACUCCCAGCUUCAUGUCAGCUCCUGCUCUUUCUCUCUCACCAGCGGUUCCAUCCAGUUAAAGGGGAAAAGCCCUCCUGAGGAAACCUUGAAAAAUUAGACAGCACUCAGGCAGAAUACUGUAUCUAAACUACGUCCUUUUCACACAUGAAGCCCCAAAGAUUCCCAGAAAAUGUCAGGACAGCCUCCCCCUGAUGUUUUCCUAAGAUGUUACUCACACGUCCAUCACAGCUAGAUGUUUUCACCACCAGACAGUCGGGGGUCAUGUUGUUAAAUGGAUGCUUGGGUAGUCACUGAAGAAAAGUCUGAUAGUGUGUUUAGUUGGGGGCGUGGUUUGAAUAUAUCUAUAAUUACAGUUUUUUUCAGUCGCUAACAAGCGUUUGUCAAACCAGUUGUCACAUUUUCAAAAGUGUAAACACAGGUAGCCCAGCAUCGGUCUUUUGUAGCUAUACCAUUCACACAUUUCAUGUUCUUUCCGCACAAUAUGCAGUUAGUGAACACAUUUCCACAGUGCUUACAUUUUAUUAACAGACAAGCUGCACCUCCCAACAAAAUUACGGAUUAUGUUUGUAUUAUUUACGAAUAUUAACACACAACAUCCCACAAUUGCAAAAACAAUAUUCCAAACCUUAAAUACAGUAAAAACCUUUUCUUCUGCAAUGAUAUCAGUUCAAAAACAAUAUAUCUCAGCUGAUUAUAAACAAUUUAAUGAUUGAUACACAGCUGAUGUAUGUUGGGUAAAUAGAUGCCAAACCACAGCUGAUUCCAGUCUGGCUAAGACUCAGUGGCAGGGGUUAAAAGGAGGACUUUGAGGAGUGAUCAUUUUGGAAAUAGACAAAGACAAAUACUGUAAUGUCUGGAUGAGGAAGAGUAAGAGCAAGGGACCCAGGGAGAAGAGCAGGCCCAGUGAGAGAUGCAAUGAGAGGAGCAGGUGAUGGAUAUUUUGUUCUUUGUAAGCAAUACUGUAAAACAGUAAAACAGUAUUUCUACUGUACCUCUUGUAGAAAACAGUAAAGGGGUAAAAAAAAAACUGAUUUGCUUUUCACUGGAAUGCUUUUGAAUUUGAACAUUACAUGUGGACAUACAGUUCCCAACCAAGAAAUUUAGUGUAAAAAAACGGUAGAUUGCAUGUUUUGCCUGCAACAAACGGACACUACAAACACAAAAGUCUAUGAAGUUUUUGUAAUGUCAGCAAUAGCCAGUAUCCUGAAACCUGGUGUACUUUGAUUGACUGCAUGUACUUUGUGAAGUGAAAACAAGCGUUAUUUUUUGACGGAAUAAUUUCAUUUUGAGUCAGAUUUCCAGAGAAAGAUGUGUUUUAUUUUGAAAUAAGAGUUUGUAUAUAUUUCAAAAAAUGUGUUUUUGAGAAGAAAAUUAUCCAUUUGGCCAACUGCGUUUUGUAGGUGUGAGUCUGUGUUAAGAGUUUAGCGCUUGUUAGAAAUUGAAAAAACAAAGUAAUACAUUUUCGUCCUGGAUGCAUCACUCUGUAAAGCGGCCCCUAAACCGGGGUCGUAUUAGCACAUGUUUCUGUAUGUGUGAGAUUGUACAGCAUCUAACUCCGCCCAUGCUGCCCUCCACAGGGCCGAAGCAAAGGCUGAGGUCCCGUAGCUGCAGAGCUGUCACACGCUAACAGAGGUAGUUCCUGGGUUUGCACUGUCCCACUGUGUGAACUUUAACCUCACAUGACCUGUGUGCCUCACUGCGAGCUGCUCUGGAGUGACCCUUGAUUGUUUUGAGUUCACAUCUCCACCUCUACAGUUUUGAUCAUGUUUUCCUCUUUUUCCUCUGCAUCAUUUAUUCAUCUUUGUACCUUUCCUUUUGUGUUUUUCUAACCGCUUUCUCAUCUCUGGGUUGCUCCAUAGGUGGCUCAAUUUGAACUGCUGCACAGACCUGGUGUGUCUAAUGGUUUUGUGUGUAGUUCAGUGUACAGUGUCACUAGAGCUGUGUUAGAGCUGUGUACUGUGCAGUUAUGGGUAAAAGUUGUAGACACAGUUUGUUCCUAAUAUUGCAGAGGUUUCUUAACUGGCUAGCUCUGAUGUAAAGUCAUAGAAAACACUUUUUGUGAAACUGUUGCUGCUAUUAGAGAGUCAUCUGUUUACUCUGAUCAGCGCUGGAGAACUGAGAGGGAGUUUUUCAGGUUAAGGAGAGAAGGGCAGGGAACUGCUCUGCUGCUCCUGACCCCCCCACAAGAGGCCUCGUCCUGGACUGACCCCAUCAAAGUGAGACUGAAACCUGGGGCCCUCUCCAUGUAGCAUUUGAGAGGCAGUGUAGCUAAAGGCAGAUCAGCAAAAUGGAAAAAGAGCACAUCUGUGUUUGUAGUUCCUGAAGUGGUCCUGGGGUAGGCAUGGGAAGGAGCUGGAAAGGUAGAGCACAGGAGCGUCUCCGGGGAAGAGUUCAAGCGGGACACAUCCUUGGGCUUUUUGAAUCAGGAGGUUGCCAGAAAAAACUCUGCAGGCAGAAAAAGGACAAUUUGGGCUGCACUGAUGCGUGGGCCUUUCAUUUUUUUUCUUUUAUCAUUCACUCAGCGCAGUCAUGUAUCUAACAGACAUCUUUUUUUUUCGGCUUAAGACUUAUCAGUCUUCAAAGCCCCUAACUCUGUGCCUCUUUUUAGACUAAAACUCUCGGCCAGAUUCCCACCUGUCAUAUACAGUAUUGAGAAUCUCCAAAUUUUAACCUUGGGAAAUCUGGCUCUGGACCAUAACAACCCCGAUGAUGAUCUUAAGAUAUGAGAAAACCUCCUCAAGAGACUUUAAUGCUCCAUUUGGAAAAUUAAUGUCGUAAAUGUGUUCUCUUCGAUAAAACUGGCAAAAAAAGUGACUUUUUGAAACAUUCAGGGAUACAAGUUUCCUCAAAUUUACAUGCAGCCUUUCUGCUAAUGACUGAAAUUGCUGUCAUGAUGGUUAUAGGACUUUAUGUGUACGGGUGUGCGUGCUCGCGUAUGCUCGCAAUAUCUGGAAAGGACUCAGUUAUUUUUGGUCACGGGAGGAGAGGAGCCGUGACGGCGUGUGGUCUGUGAACAGAGGAUCCAGUCUUCUACUUGGAAGGGGGGGAACGAAGAGGAGAGGAUAGAGGAGUGGAGGGAGGGAAAGUUUUCUGUGGAUGCCCUGUUACCCUGAAGCAGUUCAUGACUUACUGUUGGCUUAAUAUUAGAUAUAAGAUGCAGUCAGUUUUGAAUCCACCUUCUUCCAGCUCUCUACUCUAAAAUCCUCUCUUUGUUCGUUGAUCUGUGUGAAGCACUGAGAGAUAUGCGCACAAAUGAUUAUCCCAAUCCUUAGUGAUAGCAUUGUGUAGCAGUGUGAGUAGUUGAGACUCUCUUUUAAGUUCCCAAAAGGUACUGUAGCUUAACUGUGUAACCGACGUCUGUCUUUUCCCUGCAGUCUAAACGAACGGGCCCAUCUGCUGACAAGAGUCUUUAGGAAAACGCCUUCAAGCGUAGGACGCUCCAACUCGGUGCAGCAGACUGUGUCACGUGAGUGUCUGUUUCUUAACACACACCGUAAUGAUAUUUCCUAUCUAAAGGGAUAUUAUGGCGUAAAAUAAAACGUAACACUGAGUUAGACACCCCCUCGAGAGAUGAAUGUUGCCGACCGCUUGUUUCUCUAGUUAUACCAACUUUAGUAACGACCGCAGGAUAGCAAUACACAGCAGUCUGAGGAGCCACACACAAACCUCAACCAAAACACCACUCUAUAGCCACAAAUAAUGCUCAGAACAGCAACUAACUUCACCAACAGUACAUAUAGGGUCACAGCCAUAGUUCUAGCCACCAAACAUCUUUUUAACUUUGCCUAAUUUAUUUAGCAAACACUACUCUACUCACCUACUCUCUUCCAGCAGCCGCUUGUUUAUAACGAGACCUCAGGCCAGUCCAUUACAGACUGCAGCAGGGUGACGCAGCUCAAGGAAGAACAUUUAUGAUCAUUUCUUCAUGGAAAUGCAAUCAGACAGAGACGCUAAGGCAGAAGAACUACCACGUCUGCAGUGCAAAAUGAUUAAUAUGAGGAUUAUUACUUCAAGGAAAUGAUAAAGUAAUGAUCAUACAUGUUCCUCCUUGAGCUGCGUCACCCCGCAGCAGGUCUCGCUACAAACAAGAGGCUGCUGGAAGAGAGUAGGUGAGUUGUGUUUAGUCUCUUUGCUAUAGAAAUCAGGCAAAGCUUAAAAGAUGUUUGGUAGCUAGUGCUGUGGCUGGGACCCUAUAUGUCCUGUUGAUGAAGUUAGGUGCUGUUCUGAGCAUUAUUUGUGGCUAUAGAGUGGCGUUUUGGUUGAGGUUUGUUUAUGGCUCCUCAGACCGCUGUGUAUUGCUAUCCUGCGGUCGUUACUAAAGUUGGUAUAACUAGAGAAGCAAGCGGUCGGCAACAUUCAUCUCUCGAGGGGGUGUCUAACUCGGUGUUACGGUGUGUUUGACCCUAAAUUAAUUUUACGCCAUAAUAUCCCUUUAAUGUAGACUUCCAACUGAAAUUCAAGUCCAGAUAUUGUUAAUCAAGGUCACCUGCAUGUUGAAAAGAUUUAAUUUGUCCUCCCCACUAAACUAAAAACUGAAAAUUCCAACCAUGCGAACUCCACACCUCUUCUUCUUCCUUCAUCUCUGCAGAUGGCUACGCCUUCUCUCAGGAGGAGCACGGCGUGGUCUCCCAAUCGCAGGUUGUGCGCUCAUACGACACCACUCGCCAGCGCCCCAGCCUCUAG
Molecule: messenger RNA, 48787 nt
Organism: Xyrichtys novacula (pearly razorfish)
Lineage: Eukaryota; Metazoa; Chordata; Actinopteri; Labriformes; Labridae
Source: the annotation of a GenBank genome assembly